AUGGCAGCUACUUUACAGAAAGCUGAAAUGUGUGAUAACCGAGUGCAUGGAACUCCCAAAGUGAAAGUCACUAUUUUGGCCUCUGAAUGGGGAUCAAGUUAUGGGGGACUUUCCACCUUAAACAGAGAAUUAGCUAUUCAGUUAGCCAAAUUCCCUGAGGUGGAAAUCACUUUCUUUUUACCAAAAUGCAGUCAAGAGGACAGAAAGAUAGCUCUGGAACACAAAGUAAAGAUCGUUGAGGCAACACCACUGACUGGCUUUGAACAACUGAAUUGGCUUUGUUUUCCGCCAGAAGAUUUGCAUAUCGACAUUAUCGUAGGUCAUGGAGUUAAACUCGGUAAACAAGCACAAGUCAUUAAGAACUCUAAAAAUUGCAAGUGGGUUCAAGUGGUGCACACAGACCCAGAGGAACUUGGAAUGUUUAAAAGCUAUUCCAACCCAAUUUCAAAGGGCGAAGAAAAGCACAAGACCGAAGUAGAACUGUGUAAAAUGGCGGAUCGUGUUGUAGGAGUUGGACCCAAGUUGAGCGAGGCCUUUCGGUCAUAUCUUUGUGGCUGUUGUAAAGAUGGAAAUGUCUUUGAAUUCACUCCUGGAGUAUUUGAAGAGUUUAAGGAUGUGAGGCAGGCUGCUGGCCAAGGGCAACGACGCAAUGUCUUACUGUUUGGUAGUGGAGACGUAGAAGAUUUCGAAUUAAAGGGAUUUGACAUCGCUGGGAAAGCAGUUGCUGCAUUACAUGAUACUCGUCUUGUGUUUGUUGGAGCAGCGGAUGGAAAAUACGAAGAAGUAAAAAAUCGUUUUAUCAGAUGUGGCGUUCCUACUAACCGUUUGAGAGUAAGAGGAUUUGUUGCCCGAGAGAGUUUGAGGAGCUUGUUCCAGGAAGUGGAUCUUGCAGUCAUGCCUUCGAGAACAGAGGGCUUUGGACUAACAGGACUCGAGGCAAUGUCAGCUGGUCUCCCUGUGCUGGCCAGUCGCAAUUCUGGUUUUGGAGAAGCACUGCGCAGUGCAGCUUUUGGUUCAUCAUUUGUAAUUGACUCAGAGGACUCAGCAGUGUGGACCGUAGCCAUCCAGAAUAUCUUGUCCAAGGACAGGGACUGUCGACUUGAGGAAGCGGUGACCUUGCGUGACUCCUAUGGCAGGAAAUACAACUGGACCAAACAGAUAAAAGAGUUAGUUGACAGGAUGAUCACCCUGGCUCAUGGUAGGAAUGUCAAUUAUAUUUUCUUCAGUGGCACAUUAUUAGGAAACAAUAGAAAGAAAAGUGAAAAGAAACAAAAAUAGGAUGUCUUACAAGUUUUGCCCGGAAGUCUUGAUUAAAAAUGUUUGAGAAUACCUAUCUGAACCUUAUGCUGAUAACAGCAAAACUGUAACGUUUAUAAUGUUUUUUCCGGUACAUUGCUUUCAGCGGAAUAGUCUGUAGAGAGCGGUCGUCAUACCCUUCGGUCAUAGGCUUUAUUUGUAGUACUUCACGUAUAUUGUUAUAGUUACACAAACAUAAUCCCCGCAAUAGCAUGUUUUCUCUCUAAAGGCCCGGAGCUCCUUAGAAACAAAGUGCCACGCUUCUCAGAGGGUGGAAAGCAUGACUGACGACCAUGAAGGUAUCUUCGUAGAAAGCUUGCGUAAAAAUCAUUUCUGUCUAUUUUUAACCAAGUGGAAGAAGCACAGGAGGCGCGCGAGAGGGAGCAAAAAAUAGGGACGGGGAGAGGAAUAGACUGCCGACCGCUGAGCUUCUAUCCCAGGAAUACACAACCUAAUAUAUGCCCAACAAAUGUCCGUCGCUGGGAGGAACGGGCACACCUGGAAUUGACUAAGCCUUAAGUUUCAAAGAGAUUUAAUUAUUAUUCUAACCAAAGCUUGUUUUUGCAGAGCCUUCUAUGGAAAUUGAAAACAACCAAAGAACAAACUCUUAUGACGACCAGCAGCUUGUUUCAGAAACGUCCCUUAGUAGUGACCGUGAAUUGAAAGCUGAUGCGGCAUCAGCAAAUCCAACUAAAAUAUCCACGAAUUCAGACUCUCAGUCUCAAAAUAGCCGUAAGCGUAAAAUGUCAGAAUUCUCUUGUAAUUCAGGUAAGCAAAAACACGAGUUGUUUUUCUUGCUAUUGCUCACUAGUACACUUCUACAUGUAAAGGUGGGGGGAGUGAUUGUUAGAUUACUCAAAGGUGCUUUUUCCUACAGGACUUGUUAUCGUUUACGCUCAUAGUAUGGAAGUGUAUUAUUGAUAAUAGUAAACCUUAUAUAGCGCCGAUAUCAAUAGUCGCUUGAUAGUCGCCAUUUUCAUCAGCGGUUAUAAAAAAAGAUUUUGAACAAAUGAUAAAUAAAUAUAUAAAUGUACAAAAAAUUAAAGAUAUCGAACACUAAAUCGUAAAGAUUACUUUGCUUACUUAAACCGUGCAAACUGCAUAAAACCUUGCUAAAAACGAGUGAAAAAGGUUACAUCAAGUUACAUAAGAGCUUUCUAGAAUGAAAGUGCCUUGAGUGCCUUCUUAAAAAUGACAACGGAGGGGCUUCUCCUUAUCGCAAAAGGAAACAAAUUCCGAAGUUUGGGAGCAGCAACAGCAAAAGAGCAAUCUCCUAACGUGGUUUUAGUGCUGAAUUCUCCACUAUGCCAUUAAAAAUAUCUUAGUGACAACUAUUUUCAAAAAUAUGUGCGAACGUCAACAUUCUAUUGACAUUCAAGUAUGCAGCUAAUAUUGUGAAUAUGUGAUAACGCCCUAACUAAGUUGCCUUGUGGGGGCUUGGAUAAGGUUUUUAAAGCUCUUUAGCUAUGGUUGAGGUGCCUGAGUAGACAUUCAGUAAUGAUGAGUACCUUGACGAGAGCCGUCUCUUAAAUACAGGUACUUCAAGUGAGGAUAGCGGAAUCCGCUAUAAGAAGCAUAUGCCUUCCAAGAUAGCUAGUCAUGAAGGUGCAUCUUCCCUGAGAAAGGAACCUCUCAAAAGCUGGAGUAUGCAAAGCAUACCAGGAUGCACUUCUAGUACAGGUAAAUGGAACAAGCUAAUUACUAUUUUGUUAUAUUGCUGCAGUAGUAAUGAAGGUUUAGGAAUAGUUUUUAAGGUGGCGCACCUGGUUUAGGGGCAAAGCAUUCCAAGUUUUAGCAUUAACCACGUCGCCAUUGACCAAGAUAUCCAAAAUACUGUCACAAGUGUCAUAUCAAUGUAAUGAUUUCAUGACGAAAUUAUGCAUUAGUUUUGUUGAGGUGACGGGUAAGGGUGGCUCAGGCAUCAAAGAAAACCCGCAACAAGCGUUUCCUGUUGUUGUUGUAGUUUGGAUAUCAAUAGCAGUUUUACCCGUUAAAAUUAAUAACGCAAAGAAUGACUAUUCUUACGUGAAAACGAACCAAAAAUCUGGAAAUGAAAAUUCAGUAAGUUGACUGAGCCACCCUCGGGCGAGGGAAAUUUGACCUCGGACCAGCGCCCUCUGUCCACUCCCGAAAUCAAAGCGUCCGGCGAAGGAAGGUAUUUUGGACAUGGCGCGAGAAAAUGCUCAUCUCCAGCAACAUGCGUGGGGAUAUUUCCCUUUUAAACGUUUUCUGAAUUGUAGCGACGAUAGGACUUUGCCUCUGAUCGAACAAAUGUGCUACUCGAUGGGUUUUCCGCAAACCGCCUUCGAGUGGACAAGGUCCGGACUGCCGGCUGUUUUUCUGUUCAGCCUUUACUUCGUCUUACGAAGGGAGUGACAGGGGUCACACAAUAACAACAACGACUUAAUCGAUGAAUUCACACCAAAAAAAACACAGGAAUACUUCAAAGGUAAUUGUUUUUCAUACAAAGUCUCAACGGUCGCCUGUAACGCUACACCGACAUCUCUUGUAAGAAAGUGUAUUUACAUUCCAGAUUCGCUAGCCUGCGGUACAGACGUCCCCCCUUCCUCCAAAAAUAUCGGGAGAAGAGACAAAUGUAGCCUGUGUACAGACUCCCUCCUCCCUCAGAAAAAAUGGGGGGAAGAGUCUCUUCCCCCGAUUUUUUCUGAUGGAAGAGGGACGUCUGUACACAGGCUACACAUUCGCCUGUGAAGACACAAAUAAACACCAGGUUACAUAUGUGCCGUCUGUGUUAUAUUGAGAAAUUUACCCGUGCGUUUCAAUCUGUUAUCUAUUUGCAGUUUUAUUUCUCACCUGCACGAAUAAAGUACGUUUGUUGAAUUUCCCCUGUGUAUUAUAUAUGGGUAAUGGUUUUUCGACGUCUGAUAAGCUUAUACAUGAAAUAGACCCAAAUCGUCCCGCAACAAGGACAAAACACAAAAAGAUUAUUAAAUAACCAGAAUUACGCCAUAUUUCUUGAAAAACUAUGAUAGUUGAACCUUGAUUAUCCGAACUUGUUUCCCUGGUCCCGUUUUUUUUUAUGAAUAUUAAUACGAUGUGAUCUUGAACAAUUGAAACGAUUAAAAAAGUUCAUUAAUCCUUCCAAACUUGUGUUUAAAACACUGUUUUUAAUCUGUUUCGCUUUGAAAACGUGCGAGCGGCACGACGCGGGUGCUUCCCAUUAUGCCAAAAUUUCCGGAAAUUUCAGGUCCAAAUGCAAAUGGAACGGUUUGGCCCAGGUAGAAAUUUUCCGCUCAAAGUGGUCCGCCUCCAGAGGUGGUCAUCUUGGACUGGUCGGUCCGGUCGGUCCGAGCGAAAAUUGCCGUUCCAUUUUCAGAAAUUUUCGUUUCCAGUUUUGCUCCAGCUCGUCACUACACACAGUUGUCAGAAUGGUGGAUGGUUCUGAUGUAGGAGUUUACGAGUGCAGUGUGUGCAAGCUUCAGACGCAAGACCUUAACUUUCUCCUUAUGCACAGUUGCACACAAGGCUUAGGCACAGUAGUGCAUCUUGAUUUGUUUUUUCUUCUGGGUUUAUCAGUUUUUAAAGACAAAUCAAUUCAAAGUGGACAGACUGCAAAUUAUAGUAGUUGCCAAAAAAUAUAUAUCUACGUGUCGCAACUGUUCAUUAGCAGGAUGCCUAAAAUGCGUGCAAUUCCACAAUUGGUUUCGGCUCCAUUAAAUCCUAAACCAACCGCAGAACAUUUUAGGAGGAGCCACCCACCAUGUGAGCACAGUCACGGACAACACAUAAUAUUUAUAAGUGAGGAAAAUAACGCAAAGUAAAAUUAAGACGUUAAUUAACGUACUAAAUGUACACGUCAAUUAAAUAAAUAAACAAAUAAUACGCGCGCUCAAAAUAAAAUUGUACGCGCGCACGUACCAAGAUACAACUGAAAUACAACCCUCAGACCUUGUUUACAUGGAGUGGGGGACCCCGGUCUAGUGGGGUAGGUUUCUUUUGUUUUGUUUCCCCCAGAGCGUGAAAACGAAAGAAACCAAUCCCACUAGACCGGGGUCCCCCACUCCAUGUAAACAGGCCCUAAGCAAUAAAUAAGUAUUAUAGCGGAGCUCCGGCGCGCGAAGCGCGCCAGCGGAGCACCAUGGGUAAUAAAAUUUGGUAAACCAUCCAUCCGAGAAAAUUUGGUUAUGACGUAGCGUACGCCCGUACACUCUUUGCGGGGCAGGGAAGGGAAUCAGGUGUCAUCCCGUCCGGGGGAGGAGUAUGUUAUAAAUCGCGCGAUGCAUUUGUGCAACCCACCUGUUUCUUGGCGGGAAAUCGCGCAAGAAAUGACGUGGCUGUCGUCGCGUUCAAAAACCUGUUUACUUCAACGGAACUACUUCAUUGCAUAAGGAUUUUGUGUUCGGAGAGCUCAGUUUCUAGUAAACUGUUUCGAAGAAAUUGUUAUGGCAACAAACAAUAGCGGAUUGGAUUCAAACUAUUUGCUUGUAAGUGAAAAGCGACGGGAAAGAGAAGAAGAGAAAGGCAUAGAGUAAGAAUUAACAGGCGCGCUAGCGAAGAGGAUUCAAGUGGAAAAUUUAUGCAGCAUCUGCGACUUGUUCACUCAAAGCACUGAUAGCUGAAGCUGACAGAGUUUUGAGUCAUCUUUUGAUGUUUUUACCUGUCUUUUUGCACUGGAUCUACAAAAUGAAAUACAGCAGCUAUCAACAUUCUUUUGUUAUUCUUGGCUGGCUUGUUUACUGGGUUAUGGUUGAGAAAUGCACCGCACGACAAAAAGAAAUCGGGAAUCAUCGUUUUCAAAAAUAAGCUACUCUUAGUAAGCUUACUUCGCCUUGCUGGACCAUGCGAAAAAUCUUAAGCGAUUGUGGCUUAUUUUUUUAAAAAUUCAUAUGAAAUAUGUUGUGUUUAUGUCACUAUGGCCCCGCACUAUUAAGAUUUUGAUUUCAAACUAACCUUGGACGAGAAAAUUCAGCCAGUUAUUUAGAAAUACAGGUGGGGAAGACCUUUUCUUGCCAAGGUCACGCGUUGGUCACGCUCUACGUCCAAUUUUUAUGCUCUGAUUGGUCAAAAUUUGACAGGUGAGUUCAUGCGGUAAAUUUAUGCAGCAUCUUGAAACUUGUUUACUGUGACAGCUGAAGCUGACAGAGUUUUGUGUCAACUUGUGAUGUUUUUAAUUGUCUUUUUCUACUGGAUGUACGAAAUGAUAUUCAGCUACUAUCAAGAGUCUUCUGUUAUUCAUGGCUAGUUUGUCUAUUGGGUUUUUGGUUGAGAAAUACGUCGCCUGUCAAAGUCGGAAAUCCGAUUUCGGAUGGCAUCGAUUCGUUUUCGUUUUUCACCUUGCUUGAUUGAAAAGUCUGAAGCGGUGUAGCUUCCAGGAGCUGCCUGAGUAAUUAUUGUAUUUGUGUUUGUUUUUUUCAUAUAUCUAAUUUCAUGAAGCCGAGCGCAGUUUAUGAGGCUAGAGUUUAUGCAUAUUUGAAUUAAGAUUUGAGAUAAUGAUCUGACCUAUAGUAUGAAGUUUGAUUUACGCUUGCAGAACUUUAAAAAGUCUUUAGUCGAUAUUUUCUCACCGCAAAUAGAAAGAAAAAAACGUUGCGUUUUUAUUUUGGCUGUAGAAAGAAAGCUUUGAGCAAUUUUCUCGCCUCGAGUUCAUCUUUGAAAACAGCAAACACCGAGAAGCCGGCUUUAAAACGUAAACUUAGGCCUUAAGCAUUAAGUCUCAGGAUUCUUAGAGACACUUCAAUACUUAAUUGUCUUCGUGAAUGAAAAUUGAUGUCUCUGUAAAUGUUUCACCGAAUUAUAUUUCUUUUAUUGAUUGUUAGUAGUCCCUCUUGCAAUUUGCCGUUAAUGUUUUCAGUUGCAGGAGAACUCAAAACGUCGCGCGUAUUAAACGCUUGUUAAGUUUACACAUAAUAAAUAAAAAAAACACACAAUAAAUUCUUUAUUAUGUUGAAGUGUAACUCUAUUAGUGUUCAUUCAAACACUCCACAGCUUGCAACUGGCUGGCCGUUAUAUAGGUGAUUUUGGAAAUUUUUUUAGCGGUUUCCCUAAAAGCCCACGCGUGCUUCGAUCGUCCUGAAUAUUGAGUGAGUGCAAUUUAUAUUUCAAAACUGUGAAAUACUGCAUUCUGUCUGAGGUCUGUAUGAUAAAAACAGCGCCUCAUAGUACUGUUUCACCUCAGACUGUCAGAUAAAAGGUUGGUUUACACGCCCCCAGAUUUGUUAGCAAGAUUUCGUAAAGCAAACUUGUCAAACGGAAAAAAAUUCUGCCGGAUUUGCUUUCCAAGUAUUUGUUUUCCAGGCCUAAUGUACUGUGAUCAAGAGCCAUUAUCGACGUUAAAUGUGAUCGUAGAUGAUUGCUAUUUUUUGGGUGUACAUAUAAAGGCCGUCAACUCGAUGUAAGGUUUGGUGCGCUCUUGGACUGUUAGCAAAUUAUUUUUCUCUCAAAUCACUUAGCCUUAAUCCUUCAAAACAAAAGUCACAUGAAUGUGCUCUAAAGUGAACUGAUUUGUGGAAUACAAGUUUAUUGUUUGAUUGAAAUUACACAUUUAUUAAUGGGAGCUUCGCUUUUGGCCCUGGCUAAAUCUAUAUAUUACAAUAACUAAGAUAGUACGCGCGCUCUGAUUGGCUGAGAGGCGUGUUUGCAUGAGAGUAUGUAAACAUGGUUGUGGCGUCAAUCAGUUUUGCUUUUCGCGCGCUAAUCACGCAAGCACGAAUUUGAAAAAGUUUUCAAGUUCAAAACUCGACAAGUUUACUUUAUUUACCCAUUCCUUCGUCGGCUGAAACUUGGAAAAACGUUACAAAGAAAGUGUGUGAAUUUUUUUUUCGCUAAAGCUGACAUUUUAAGCGAGAAAAAUGGGUAUUUUGCAAAGCAUCUUUUUGCAAAACAAGAAAUGAUUGCGCGUGCAAGACUUCGUGGACAAGAGUUUGCGAGUGGUAAGAAUUUCUCUUUUAAUCAUUGCCAUACAAAGAAUUUUGCGUUUUUCUUCGGGAAAUUUAUUUUAUAAAAGCAAUAGAAAACUUUUUUCCUGUGUUUGCAUAGCCUGAUAUAAACACUCGAGGCGUUGGGAGAAUUCUCGACAGUUAUGCAAACCCUCCACUUGGUCUUGGGUUUGCAUAACUAUCUCAAAUUUUCCCAACCCCUCUCGUGUUUAUAUCAGGCUAUGCAAACACGGAAAACGUUUUCUAUUGCUUAAAUGUAAGGAUGCGAUGGUGCAAUUCAAGCCUCGAUUGCUAAUCUCAUCUCCCGCAGGGCUGCACUAUACUUCUCGACGAUAAGACCAUGGCGACUGAAGAAUUUAUUAAAUGAUUUCUGAAGUAGAUUGUUUUCAAAGCCUUGCUGUUUGAGACGUAAUGAAAGUCCACGGAGUCUAUUUAUGAAGUCAACUUUGGACGUUCAAAUUCUAGCAUAUCUCACCAGUUGAGAUAUAUAAACACCGUAAGCUGGAUUGGUGGGAAUGUUGCUGUCCAUAUGAGGAAGUUGACAAUCCGAAAUGAAAAGGCCUCCCUCUUGUCGUAGAUGCUGAUACGGAAAGGUGUCUAUCGCCAGUCUUGAUAUUAGUGUCAAGAUAACACACUUCAGUAGAUGAUGUGGAAGUGUCCUUAAGUUCCACGACGGGUAAAUUGCGCUCAUGUAAUUUCCAAAGUCCACAUUGUUAACACUGAAUAAAUCGUCGAUGUACCGAAAGGUGUUGCUGAAUUGGAUGGCUCUUGUAAUAUCCUGUUUCAUUGUUUGAAUAUAUUACUGGCUUCUCCGAAUGUUGACGGUGUUUUCCCUCAUUUUUCUCUUAGCAGUAUGUGAUCCUAGCUCUUACGACAAUACUAAACAAUCAGUUCGGUCGGAGUUUUGGUUCCAACGCGUUCCAUUUUCCGUUAGUUAAUCCGAGUGGUCUCUGACCGGUUGGAAAGGUAUAAUGGAAAGCACCCGAGAUGAACAAUAGACCUAUUCGGCCAACUCAAUGUUGUACCCAAUUCAAAUCUCCCGGGGUUUAAGAUUCUUUGUGUAUUGUAUUUGCAAUAUAAUGUAGCAUUCACAUUUAAAUGAUAUGGAAAUUCCUGAAACAAAACGGUUUAUUCCCAAAGGGUUUGAAUUGGGUACAACACUGAAGCCCCGUGCAAACGGAUUCAACAUUGUUGGCCAACAACUCCCAACAUUGUUGGAUAUUACAUGUUGCGUCCGUUUGCACACCCUGUUUCAUGUUGUUGGAUGUUGUUGUGUGUUGUUGUGCAAAGUUUGAAACCGGUCAAACUUUUCAGCCAACAACUUCCAGCAUUUCUUUUGUUCCAUGAUCGCCGAAGCGUAGCGCAACAAUGUUGGAUCCGUUUGCACAGCUCCUCCAACAUUGUUGGGGCCACGCACGCUCAUUACGCAUGGUUUACAAAGACUUAUGGGUUGUAUCCUUCCUACGAUGCACUGCAGGUCCCAAAAUUGUUGGGAGUUGUUGCAUCCGUUUGCAGACCACUGCCAACACACACGCAACAACUCCCAACAUUGUUGCGCCAAUAAUGUUGGGAGUUGUUGCGUCCGUUUGAACGAAGCCUGAGUUAGCCGAAUUAGGUCUAUUUUUCUGAUGCAUUCAGCUGAAUUCCGAUUGGCUGAAUUGUUACGUUGCUAAGGAAAUUUCAUGCUUAAUUCCGUGUGGGUUACGUAAACACAAAUCACAGCCAUUUCUACGAAACGAAAGCAGUCUGUUCUCUGGAUAAAGGAUAAGCAAACGAUUAUUUCGCGUUUGGAGAAAGAGAAAAAGGAAAAAAUUUAGCACUCGAGUUUAAAAUCAGCAAGCAGCAGAUCUCAGAUAUACGCAAAAACAAAGAGAAGUUCGUGAAAUUCACCGACAGCGUCGAGACGAGCGAAGGAUUGAAACGAAAGUCCCUGACGGCUGCAAAUGAUGAGCAGCUGGAGAAAGCAAUAUUGACCCUAUCCAAAUAAUGCAGCUUCGACGAAUGAUGGACUUUGAAGUAUGCGAUCACGUUGUAGUUCGUUAAAACAAACUAGUAUGCUUGAACAUUUUAGAGUGCUGUAAAUGCGCGAACACUUGAAACAGUGCCUUUUUUUAUUUGUAAAUAACAAAAAUGCAAGUGGAGCUAAUUCACAGUGAAAUUUUUUGUCUUUAUUCCCUAUUUUUACAUUAUUGUCUCAUUAAUAUUCAUAUUUUCGAUUAUCCAGACUCUCGAUUUUCCGGACUGUUUACUCAAAUCCCAACGAUUCCGGAUAAUCGAGGUUUUUAGCUUUACUUUGAAUGUGGCAUAUUUUUCUCCCAUAUAAAUACCAAGAAAAUGGCUUCCACUGCUUGAUCUCAAAUUAUACUUUGAAGGGCGAAUCGCUCAAGCACGAUUCCAAUAGGACUUCCGAAGCAUUUCAUCUGCAACACACGUUCCGGGUUUGAUUGAUGUACUGAUAGCUUUCCACUCAACACCACUUCGCUGUAUCAGUCUUGAGCUCCGUUCGUGGGCGAGCGCAUUUUUCAGAAUCGCGGCGUUUGAACGUUUCCUUCCUCCCCUUCCUUCCCCUUCCAUCCUUCUUUGUCGCUUUUGUUCCUGCAGCUUUCACGUCGAACUCGCCCGCAAAUGCUUCUAUGCUGCGCAGGUUAAUUAGCAAUCAUUGAAUGAAGCUGAGUAGGAUAUGAUUAGAAGACUUAAGUAGAUCGAGGCUGAAGGCUGAGAUCUGUAUAAUUCUUCAAUAAUUGUUUUAUGCUUCAUUCAAAAUAUUUUUAAGGCUUGGUUCAGACGCCGUACCUUUCAUGUGCCGAACCUAAUUGAAUAAGUUCGACUUUGGAGCGACAUUGUUAAGUGCUGAUGUACUUAAUUGAUUAUGUUGUACCAGACAUUACACUAAUGUAGUUUUCGUGGCAAGCACUGAAUAAAUGUAGUUCUUGGACGACAUUUUCGAGUACUAUAAGUUCUCUUUGCAAAUUUAGUACCUGUACGAAUUGUCCCAGAAUAUUUGACCACUAAAUUGAUUGCUAGAUAACUAUGGCCGAGACAUUAAUAUGCUUCUUUACAAUCCUAAUAAAUUGCUUUCCUAAGAAAUCACCUUCAAUUCUUUUACGUGUAGAGCCACACUUGAAUUUCAGUGUUCUUAUUUUUAAACUGCUACUGAAGGACUACAUACAAAGACAGUCAGUUUUGUGUCGGGCAUUGACAAACAUGCAAAAAUAAAAUGGGCUACUUGAAAUUUUGAGAUGCCUACUUUUUCUUUAUAAUAAUGAACCUUAAUGUUUUGUACACACCUUUUAAAAUUGUAUUGGAGGUUGUCAAAGUGAAUUUAAAUGCAUGAAAAGAUCUGUAAUGUGUAGAUUAAGGGUCUCCACCACAUUUAAGGGUCACAGUUGUCUGUGACCGUCAAAAUGUAUUUUUAGAGUUACAUGCAUGGGGCGUGGUUCCACACGGGUGGUUAUGGGUGGCGGAGAUGUGAAUGGGUUACAAAAACAUAUAAACAUUAUUUUGUAAGAAGCUUAUAAUAAAGGCUUGAUCUCACACCAGAUGCUCCUGAUGUACCCAAGAAAGUUUCUGUCACUGAAAAGCAGCCUGUUGCAAAAACACAUGCUUUAGUCUCUGGAUUCUCAGAAGAGCUAUGUCCAGUUGAUGAAGGGACUAGAUACUCGUAGCGUUUCGGGCUCACUUCUGACCAACGCCUGGGACCAUGAUUCACCAUUUGGCGAGAACACAUAAACAAAAAAAAAAAAGAAACGCCUGCGUUUUUAGAGUCUCGCAGCUAAAGCAAGCUCGACUAAAAAGUGAACAGUAACAAAAAUGGGAUCCCUUCCAAGUUUUGCCCUUAAGUCUUGAUAAAAAUAUUCGCGAAUACCUAUCUGAACGUUAUGCUCUGAUAACAGCAAAACGUUUCUAUUUCUUCAGGUACAUUGUUUUCAGCGGGAUGGUCUGUGGAGGCUAUUUUGAGACUGUCAUAGACGGUCAUAGUCCUUAUUUACAGCACUUCACAUAUUUGAUUGUAGUUUUAUACACAUAAUCCCCGCAAUAGCAUGUUUUCUCCAUUUUGUUGCAACAGAAGAUUCUCUAAUGGUCCGGAGCUCCUUGGAGGACAUGACUGAGGACCAUGAAGGUAUCUUCGUAGAAAGCAUGCGUAGAAAUCAUUUCCGUCUAUUCUUAACCAAGUGUCGGUGAGGAGAAGCACGGGAGGCGCACGAUAGGGAAAAAUACUGACGGGGAGAGAAAUAAAACGCCGCCCGCUGAGCUUCUAUCCUAGGAAUACGCAACCUGAUAUAUGCCCAACAAAUGUCCGCCCCCGGGAGGAAUGGUCACGCCUAAAAUUGACUGAACCUUAAGUUUCAAAGAGAUAAUUAUUGUAACUAAAGCUUUUUUUUUCAGAGCCUUGUAUAGAAAUUGACAACAACCAAAGAACAAACUCUUACUACGACGAGCAGCUUGUUUCAGAAACGUCCCUUAGUAGUGACUGUGAAAUGAAAGCUGAUGCUGCAUCAGGAAAUCCAACUAGAAUAUCCACGAAUACAGACUCUCUGUCGCAAAAUAGCCGUAAGCGUAAAAUGUCAGAAUUCCCUUGUAAUCCAGGUAUGCAAAAACGUGAGUUGUUUUUCUUGCUAUUGCUCAAUAGUACACUACUAUACUGUAUCUAAAUGGGGGAAGUGAUUGUUAGAUUAUCCACAGGUACUUUUUCCUACAGGACUUGUUACCGUUUACACUCGUACUGUAGAAGUGUAUUAUUGAUGAUACUAAAACGUAUUUAACCCCGAUAUCAAUAGUCGCUUGAUAGUCGCCAUUUUUAUCAGCGGUUAUAAAAAAAAACAUUUUGAAUAAAUAAUAAAUACUUGUAAAUAGAUAAAUAUAUAAAAAAUUAAAAUAUAUCGACACUAGAAUUAUAAACAUUACUUUGGUUACUUAAACUGUGGAUACUGCAUAAAAACUACUGAAAACUAGCAAUAAAAUUACAUCUUAUUGCAUACAUUGUAAGAGUUUUUCUGGAAUGAAAAUGUCUUGAGUGCGUUCUUAAAAAUGACUAGUGGGGGGCUUCUCCAUAUCGCAAAAAGAAAUAAAUCCCAAACUUUGGGUGCAGCAAAGGCAAAAGAGCGAUCUCCUAACGUGGUUUAAGUCCUGAAUUCUAAACUAUGCCUUUAAAAAUAUGUUAGUGACAAAUGUAUGUGUGAACAGGUUUUCCAAUUUUGCUAAUAUUACCUUUCAUCGAAUUGCUAUAAACGUUGACAUUCUAUUCACAGUCAAGUAUACAGCUAUUAUUGUGAAUCUGUGCUAACGCCCCAACCAAGUUUCCUUGUGGGGGCUUGGAUGAAGUUUUUAAACCUCUUUGGUUAUGGUUGAUGCGCCUGAGUAGACAUUCAGUAAUGAUGAGUACCUUGACUGGAGCCGUCUCUUAAAAUCAGGUACUUCAAGUGAAGAGAGCAGAAUAUUUUUUUAGAAGCAUAUGCCCUCCAAGAUAGCUAGUCAUGAAAGUGCAUCUUCCCUGAGGAAGGAACCUCUCACAUAACAGUAAAAAUUAUAUUAACAACGUAAAUUUGUGUAAGUAGGUAGAUAAAUAAGUGUUAAGUUAUUGUGCAUACUGAAUGUUUUGUUAUAGUUUAAAAACGUUUAACUUUCCUGUUUUUGAUUUUCAGACUCUGUUCUUACUACUGCCUUUAUCGAAGUUAUAGUUUCUUCAAAUGCUCAAGAUUUAACUGUUGAACAGCAAAGAACGAUAACUAAAGAAUUAGAGCAGUUGGUUCAUAAGUAUCGAAGACAUCAAGAUCUUUCGUCAUUGCCAUUUCAUAGUAGUGUAGCCCGCCUUACUAAGUAUAUCGAAAAGGCUUAUGAAGUGGCCGUAAUGAUGGUAAAAACAGGAUCUUUGAUAAUAACUGUGCAGUGCCCCACUCUGGAGAGUCUUGAAAGUCUGUGGAAUGGUUACUGUUCUGGUUACCUUAAUGACGUUGUUGAGAGUUUCCUGGUGACUGAUGAACUCAAGAGAAAGCUGGGGUUGGACAAGGUCAGGUUGAAGACAACUAUAGAAGAAGAAAACUACUUAAUUUGUAAGAAAGCUUUCAUGGAAAACUCAGGUGAGUUGGGAAUUCUCAGUAGGGCUUUUUUGAGAACAUGUAUUUUGGCUUAAUAAGUUUUAUGGAACCAUUUUAUUUCUGUAUUCCUUAAGCAACUACGACGACGACGACAACGACAACGCAAAAAAAAAACAAUUGGUUUUAUGAACAAAACGACAAUCACGAUUUUUAGUACAUUUCUUUGACGUCCACUGCACGACUACGACGUGAAACCUCCCAAUGUGACGUUUUAUAGAGGACGAUUUUCCUUUCUCUACUUGAACAUGGAUAUUCAACUCCACGAGAAAUCGCCUACCUUUGACGAGUUAAGCUGUUCCAAAUAGACGCGAUAGAGUUUGAAAGGAUGCAAAUUCAUCUCUUUAGUCAUGUUUUCACUGCCGUCGUCGUCGAAGUUGCUUAAGGUCCCUAUUUUUGGGGGUUGGACUUGCGAACCGCGUCACGCAGUCACGCAGUCCAUCACAAGCACCACAUUAAGGCUUAACUGCAUCACGCAGUCACAUCAAUUGAUGGUUUUCACAGUGACGUCAUCAGAUUGCAAAGUCAAAAAUGCGAGGUUUUACGAAUUCUUAUUUACACUAGGUUGAAGAUAAAUGGAAAAUAAAUCUUUGUACAAGUUUCCAGCCCCGAAGCAUGUUUCAUUUCGAAAGUACAGCAAUUUGAACUUCCGAGUUUUCACAGUGCGUGACACCAAAAUAGGAAUGCUGUCUCAUUGAAAAAAGUCUCUCCUCUUCAUUUUCAGCUAGUUUAACCAUUUCAAGUAUUAAAAGAUGUGUUUAUGCGCACGUUUGCCAGCUCUAGAAUGAAAGGAAGAGCUUUUGUAGAAAAAGUGAACUCUAGAUGUUUUUGUUGAUUUCCGGCGGCCAUAUUGGUGGACAGUUUCUGUUCACCAAUAUGGCGUUUCCAUACAAAGUUCUACAAAGGUGCGUGAAAUGUUUCGACAAAUAACUCAGAAACUGGGCUACAAAGGCAUGAGAUUUGGACAAAUUGUUUAUAUAUUAGUCUUUUACAACAUUUCAUUUUGUUGACUUCUUCCACUGGACGGUUUCGAAUUUUUUUUUCCGUGUUUAUUGCGUGACAGUGAAAACGAAGAAUAGCAAGAAAUGUCUCGCUAAUGAAGCAACCAACCAGCCUAUGUCACUGAUAUUAGUAUUAUAAAGGAAAUAAUGGGAGAUGGGAGAACAUAAUGGGAGAUCUCCCAUUAUUUCCUUUGUAAUAAACAAAAUCUUCCAACAUUGAGUGAGUAUAUUAAUAUGCCUGAUGCCAUAUAUGAGUGCCAUUUGAAAAACACUAAAGCAUUCCCCAAGGGUUCACACUUAAAACAAGUUUUACAGGCCGUUGUAACUGGUAUUUUGUUGUUGGUGACACUAUUGUUUUUAUCACUAGGAGUAGCAAGUAUCACUGAAACUUCACGUCAAACAGUUGAUUCAGGUCAGGUAGAGGAUACAAGGUGGAGUGAAGAAAGCUCAGAUGUUGUAAAAGUAAAUGUAUUUCUUUUAGUUGUUGAGUAGAUUGUUUUGCUAAUCCGCAGCAGGAUUAGCUCAGUCGGUGGAGAAAUGAAGGUACUGCCUUUUCCCGCAAAUUGCUGUACCUCGGAUGACCAUGUAAAAUGGCGGUCCCGUCUCCAUUAAGAGACAAAAAUAGUGUCCCCAAUUAAUACUUUCGUGCCAAAUGCAUUGACAUUCAUAUGAAGCGCAAAUUGUUAUCAUAUUUGAUCAUUAGAACCUUUAUAAGCCACUCCUUUUGAAUUUCACACCACUUGACGCGACCAGCUUACUCAUGGCUGCCUUUUUCGUUUUAUCAUAUAUGAGGUUUAUAGGUACAUGUAUACCUACGUUUAAUUUGUUCUUGUACGUUUGUUAAUUUUUGCUCAGCAUAUCUUGUUAGCGCUUAUGAUGUGUCUAAAAUGUGGCUGUUCUUAGUUCUUCGUAUCCUAUGUUCUGCAUAUACACCCAAUCGCAAAAACGUUGUCAUAGCAAAAUGAAAACAUAGGCACGUUAAACGUGCAUGAGCUAUUUUGAAUGCUUCAGUGUAACUUUAAUGCUUCAGUGUAACCUUACCAAGAGUGAUGAAUCUACGUUUUUCGUCCUAAAUGUAUACUGGGUUUUUGUGCGAAAUUGAGCAUUGCUGUAAAUAAAUGAAAACGCGAAACGCUCAGCUGCGUCGAUCCUCAUGCUACUUUCCUCUGUCUUUCCCUGUUACAUUUCGUGCAAUUUAAACAAAUUGUUAAAGUAAAAUAUAUGUCUACUCACCAAACGUUGAUUAGAGGGAAAACUCUAAGGUUUCCUCGGAGUUUCUUACGCCAAAAUGUAACUCAUCGAAUUCGAGUAGUUACGAAAUACCAGGAUUUUUAUCAUUGUGGUAUAUGGUUGCAUCAUCACAAUUCACGAGGUUUUCACGUGCGAUUCUACUCAGUGAAACAGUGUCUAACUCUGACAACUUAUUUCUUCAUGUUUUAAAAGCUAUUGCUUCUUAACACAAGAGCCUUUUUUAAGGCAUUGGUUACAAAACAAAACAGGUCUUCAUACGUUCAAGUUACUAUUACUAUUGUGAAAAGCCAAUCUGCAUGAGAUGCACAGUCACACAACUGGCACGUGAAAGUGUUGGACUUUGCCCUCUUUUGUGGUUCGUACGUGAGGGAAUUCGAGUUAUCACAGAGUAAUCGAGUAAACAGAAUUAUAAAAAUAACUCAUGCACACAAUUUGCACGUGAAGAUGUUGGUCUUUGACCCUUUUACAAUUCGUACUUAAAAAAAAACGCAAAUUGUUUACUACAAAAUUUUCUCAAACGAUUUUAAGAAAUCACCUCGGCUUCAUUACAACAGCUGCAAUUAAAUUAUGUUUCCUGCAACGUCAAGGUUGAUAGCCUAACAAUUAUAAACUUCCAAGAAAAUUAUCAAACUGCCGAAAUAUAUUUCUGCUCAUAUCAUGUUACUCCACUCAAUAAAGCAGUACCUAAUUAUUGUGUCAACUAGCUUCUUCCAAUUUUAUUCCCUAACGCUACUGUUUCUACUUAAGUUUAUACGCAUCUUUCCUAAAUAAAAUACGUUUCAAUAACUAUAAUGCUUAGUAUGCAGGAAGGAUGUAUCAUGUUGUUCACUUAUUAUUCCUUUUUGUUGUUGUUUUGCCGGAACGAAAAAGGUCUGUUGAACUUUGUAAGCGAGAGAAUAAUAUUUCUACAGCUUGUUUACAGGAUUAACAAUACUCGGUACAGCUUUAAAAAAAAUAAGCUGCUUUUCAAACUUCUAAUACCACAUUUUAUAGGCCGCAUACUUUCGAAUUAAAGUCCAUAUCUAAAUAUCAAUUAUUGCUUCACUGGAAGAGCUUUGAAAAUAUAUGAUCGUUUAUACUCUACCUUGAAGCAGGUGAAACACAACUCAUAAAUACGUGCGUGGUACCGUUCGCGAUAGCCGAAUUCGGUCAGAAAUGUCUUGAAGUAGCAUCCACACUAAAAUAUGAACCCUUAAACAGCUGCAUCACUGUACACAGCGUUUGAAUCAUGAAGAUAUUUAAUAUAAUGUUUCCAAACACCUGUAGCCGUAAUAAAAGACGAACAAAUUGUAAAGAAUCAAGAUGGCGGUCUUAAAGUGCCCUUGUUCGACCUUUAGCAAUGUCAUUUUUAAGUAGAUGCCAAGAUCUCAUUGGUUCCUUAGCAUCAACUCAUAGUACCUUCAACCUUAUUGGCUCUUGCAACAAACAUCCGAACAUACAAAGUUACAAAGAUACAAAGCCACAAAGAUACAUACGCUCACACCACUGACAUAUGAGCUAUUUUUUCAAAAUAGCUCAAAAAGGAAAAAGCCAAAUAGCAAUUAGUUAGGCUAAUAAGCCUGACGAAUUGUUUUGCAGCACCCGCACAUGGACGCCGUAUUUACCUGUUGGAAUUUGCUAUUGUUUUGAAGCUGAAAAACGAUGAAAAAAUUCCAGCAGGGAAAUGCAGCGGCUGCAAAUGAAUCCACGCUGAGAAUGAGGACUAAUUAGCCUGAUUAAUUCCUAUUUGGCUUUUUCCUUUUUUUAAUUUUUUUAAGAGAACGUUAUUGCAAUUAGGUGUAUCCCUUAUAUUUUGGUGCUUUUACUGUUACUCUUAUCAGUAUAAUAAACUGGAUUGCUGGCGGCUCCCUCCAUUCAUCAUAGUGCUGUUUUGUCUCUUAAUACUUAUAACAGAGAUAUUUUCUAUUCGGCUGAGCGUAGCGAUAGAGAAUACAAGUAUAUUUUCUUUGGGGAGUGGUGAAACUGGCAAUAUAAUCAAGCAGUAUGUAACAAGGCAACCAAUUGUAGAUCAAAAAAUUUUUAUCAAGGAAUUAUAUAUAGGGUUUGGACCUUGUAUAUCACAAUAGUAACCUGAAGAUACUACUUAAAACGAAAGUGGUGAAUAGGGAGAGUUACUAAUUAGCUGUUAAUUAGGUGCAAGUAUAACAAACAAAUACCAGUAGUGACACAAUAAAUUAAUUUGUAUUUACUCGGACUGAUUUAUUGUCAUCCCAGGACAAGAAGCAGGCCCUGACACCUAUGGCCAGAGCUGAGAAGGCUAAAGUAAGUUCAGCGGGAACUUCAUCAUAAUGUAAUAAUAUUGGAGUGUGCGCGCGCGUUGUGUAUUCAAACAAAGCAAAACAAAUAUGAAAAAAACGUUACUCGGUGGAAGGAUUAAAGUGCCGUGGUUGUUGAUUAUUUGUGAAUGCGUAGGAAUAGGAAGAAAUGAUAUUUUUUCAGGAUACUCUGUACUCAGCCGUAAGAUACCCUACUAUAGACUGCGAGCAGUCUCUCUUUUUCUUCAGAUUUAGUGAGAGCAAUGGACGCGCGCGGGAGCGGCGAAGCCGCGAGACGCGCGAAACGAGGGCGGCACGCGCGUGGCCAUUUGCGUGUCUCGCGUUUUGCUCGAUGGACUACAGAAAAAAGAGAGACUGCUCGUAGUCUACUAAGAAAAAGGAAACAUUCAGCAAAACACGCUCGGUUUUCCUGUUUAUUGUCCAUUUUUAAUCGAACAUAUGCCAACUUAAGUCGUCCAGCCUAAUCACAGUUUGAUUGGGACUGGGGUCGAUUACUAAAUUUUUUUGUGAGAGUUUGAUUGAUUAAAGUAUCAUUGUUUUCUAAAACCAUAAGACAUCUUUGAAAAGGAAGGGUCGCUAGGUGGCUUUUAAUUAGUUGUAACUGUACGGUUGUAAACAAAGACGGGUUUCAUGAAAGUAGUUGCAUCUUCCCAAAUAACUUUCAAGAAGAGCCAUAACCCAUUAUAGCUCUUGCUUUCAACAAUUGCUGAGUUAUGUUUUGUAUGAUCAGCUUUAUGUAAGGUGUGUGAAUACACGAAGAUCCUGGAUGCCAUUUUUUGUCUGUAGAAGUGCUUCUUUUUAAAAUAUUGCAGAUCUGUUUGUGAAUAUAGUUUUUAAUCAUCCUAGGACAAGAAGCAGGUCCUGACCCAUAUGGAGAGAGCUGAGAAGGCAAAAGUAAGUUCAGUGAGAUAGGUAUUGUAGUGUGCGCUCGUUGUGCAUUUUACUUGAUGCAGGGUUGGAAAAUGCCAAAUUGGUAACUGCGUUUGAUUAAUGUGCAAGUCGUUACCACUUCGGAAAUUUUUGAGAGCCAGGAGUUUAUUUUGAGCUGCAGUGUCCCGAACCCGUAUACAGUAGGACGCCCUGGGGGACUUUAGCUCAGGUCUGAGUUAUUCAAGUUCAAGUUCAUGUUCAUUUAUUCACACUUAUUCAAUUACAAUACAACAACAAUAAGGAAAAUAAAGCAGUAAAAACUCAGCGAGCUAUACAUUGAAUUAAACAUAACAAAGGAAAAAGUGUGUAGCAGCCAAAGGAGCCAAGCUUUCGAGUUGGCUACUACAACAGAGUGGUUACAAGUGGGUGGGGGUUAUACAGUACUUAUAAAAAACUGCUUAAAUUAAAUAAUUAAAUAAAUAGAGCUAAAUAACAGAUUAGAGUUGUUCAAGAUGCCUGACUGUCAAGUAGAAAGAGUUCAUAUUCUUUUUUAAAACUAUUCGAGGGGAGACACUUAAUUUUCAUAGGUGUUGCUUCCCAGGUCUGUGAUGCCACUACACUGAACCUUGCUAGGCCAUAAUUAGUUCUGGAAAACGGUCUACACAGGUUUUGAUUAGUGGCGUACCUAGUAUUAUAAUUAUGGACAGCUGAAGCCGGUUGAACUAAGUCAUAGAGGGCAGGAGGUGUAUCUUUUUUUUGAUAUUGAAUUUUAUGCACAAGAGCGCCAAUUUUUAAUUUAAAGAUAUUCUCUAACUUUAAGAUUUCUAAUAGUGUAAAGUACGGUGUGGGACUUUCUCUUUUGUUUACAAAGAAGAUGCAACGAAUAAAGUUAUUUUGACUUACUUUGAUUUUAUUUAACUUAGUUUGGUAUGCGUAACCCCAGCUCAUUAAUCCAUUCGUUAGAUACGGAUAUAUGAGAGUAUAGUACAGUUGUUUGAGUGUACUUAUAGGCACAUAAUGUCCAAGCUUAGAUAAAAUUCCAAUGUUUUUGUUAUUUUGUUGUUAAUGUGCUGGAGCUGAGCAUCCCAUUUUAGAUGUUCAUCAAUGAAGACACCCAAAUAUUUAAUCUGGGACUUUUGCUCUCUAUUACAAGCUCUUAUUGUGACAUUUGUUUUCUUCUUAGGUGAAGUAAUUAUCAUGUAAUUAGUCUUCUUGAAGUUAAUGGACAGCAUAUUUGCUGCACAGAAUUUUAAGACCUUUCCAAGUUCUUCAUUGACAACUGAUUGUAACUGUUCUGGGUCUUUUGAAGAAUAAAACAUAUUUGUAUCAUCUGCAAAAAUCCUAAAAGUGAAUUUCUUCGAAGACCUGGGCAAAUCGUUAAUAUACAAUAGAGGUACACCACAUGUGAUGGUUUUCAGGCUAGAUUCUGUAUUACCAACUUUGACAUAUUGCUUACGAUUAGUUAUAUAGCUUGAAAACCAUGCAUGGGGGAGUCCUCGGAUGAGUUAUUAUCUUCAGUAUUCAUACACAUACAGAUAAUAUUGCGAAUGGACAGACAUUUACUAGUGAAUCCCGUUAAGGUUGUUAUGACAUAACAAAUAACCGAGUUGCAGACUUGUAGACUAUUGGAAUUGGCUGUUAUCAACUGGCGUGAUUUUAAGUGAUCCUUUCAGAAUUACUGUCUCGUUUCUCGAUAUCUUUUUAAUCAGGCGUCGAGAGGCACUCUACAUAAGGCUGCUAUCAGUGGAGAAUACGAGAUGGUCAAAAGACUUGUUGAGUGUGGCGAAGAUGUGGAUCAAAGAGAUCAGGUUUUAGUCUUCUCCAGUUUAUGUAAUUUUUGUGCGAAGCCGUAAGUCCGACUUCUCGCUUUCGCUUGGCUUGGGGAUUCUUACUUUCUUUUCUUGCCUUAGUAGACUACAAGUAGGCGCUUGUGUUGGGGUGUUGCGCCAGCUUUCGAGCUGGCAGGGUAAAUGAAGCAAGAAUUUGUAUAAAACUCUUAUCGCAUACCUUGCGUUUGUGAAUGAAUUCAUACCUGAUUGGCCGGUGAUGACAGACACCAUUAUUAAGACGGAUAACAUAACGGGAAAAUUCACCAAUUUCUUUGUUUUUUUUCCCGUACUUGGCAAUUGUUUCAGGAUACUCGGAUUUACUUUUAUUUACUAUGUAUGUAGAAAAUGGACACGAAAGCGUCAUAUUAUAGCUCACGAUGUUGUAAAUGGUUUUGACUGAUAAUGAAAUGAGAUCUUGCGCGAAUGUUUCCUUUAAGGCUGGUUUUCACUAGAAACGGAGUCGGAGUCGAAAUCAGGAGCGUAGAACUUUACCAUCAAGUGAAGUCAGCGUUGUGAUUCCGUUUACGACUCCGCCGCUUACGUUCAAGUGAAAACUAGAUCGUCGGAAUCGCAAGCAGAAGUACAAAAACUAAGCCAAUCAAAAAGCAUGGGAACGUGCAUUGUAAGUGUUUCAUCAUUCCUCUUCUGCUUCCGACUCCGACAGUCUGGUUUUUACUUCAUCGUAAGCGACGGAGUCAUAAGCGGAAUCGGAAGAAAAUGGAAACUUUCUGAUUCUCACGACUCCGAUUGCGUCGCUCUUGCCUCUCCGCUUACGAUUCCGACUCCGGCUUCGUCGCUAGUGAAAACCAGCCUUUAAUAGGACUAUUGUUGACACUGAGGGACAUUCCGACAUUCUCUGCAGUAGUCGUCAUCAAAAAACUCGUCUGAUUGCUUUCACAAAGGAAGACGACUUCCUUACAGGUUGUAGAAACAUCAGUUACUGUUACCAACAGUGCUAUCCAGGACUACAAUCACUCGGAUGAUCGUAAACUGUGAAGUUAUGGAGGAAAUGUUGCUAGACUAAUUACGUUCCCAACAUGAAAAUAAUGUUUAAGGCUAAGGCUAAGCACUGCAGGGAAUGAAAAGUUUUUUAUUUGUUUAGUGGUCGGUUUUUGUUUAUUUUCGUUUGUUUGUAGUUGUUGUCGUUGUUUACUUUUAUAGGAUAGUAACCUGAGGAUGUUCUGGACGGUAUUUUCCUCACGUAAAAGAAGCAAGUCUCUGAAUUUAAUAAAAGAAUUGGUCUAGACUACCAAUUUCUGCUGGAAAGUGACCUGCGACUUUGCAUUUGAGCUCAGUUAGAGUGUUCCUCUUAGACUGUUUCAUACAAACUAAAGAGGAUAAAGUAAAGACGCUUUGGUUUUAUUCUUAGCUUGGUCGUAAAAAUUAGUCCAAUAACAGCCUCUAAGUUUAUUUUGCAAGACCAUCGUUAUAAACGGGACUAGCUGGCAUCUUUCAACGCUAUCUAACCGCUUUGUUUUUUCCUAUAUUCGGUAGAUUUCUCAGACCCCUCUUCAUCUUGCCUGUUGGUAUGGACAGGAGUCAGUUGUUAAACUUUUGUUGAAACAUGGUGCGAACGUCAACGCUGAAGACAGGGUGAGUUAGUAAAUGUUUUAUAAAUCCAACAAUACAUUGCCGUGAGAACAUGAACGUCUUCAGUCACCGUAAUAGACCAAUUCCAAUAUAUUAAAAUUCAUACCUAGCUGCGAGGCUUGGGAGAAAACAAAACAAAUCAUCUUAAGGCUCAGCAAUGAAUGACACAUUUUUUUGUUUUAUUCCCCCAAGAAAUAUAUCGAAAAUGGUCUAUUUACUACAACUAGCAGACAACCACGGGACCGGGGGGUGGGGGGGGGGGAGGUAACUCAAUUGUUUUCCACCUAAGUUUCUUGACCCACUCCGCCUUCCAGUCUGACGUCACAUAGUAACGGGCAAGAGCCUCGGGUCGCUUGUGCAAAUUAGCAAGGGAUACGACAGUUAUUUGGAUGAGUGAGGUCGAAGAAAAGUUAAGAAGCUAGCAAAUAUCGCUAUAUAUCGCUUAUUGAUCGAAUGUGUGUGAGCUUUGGUGUUGCUAUAAUCUGCUUGUGUAAACCGUUUUGAUAUCUUGUGUCCAUGAUUGUAUAAUUUUGGUAAUUUGUUUUGCGGGCCGUGUUCCGGGAUCGCGAUCUAUUUCACGGGACCGACAAGGUCACCAAGACUUAAAUCUUUUUUUUCUCUAAAAUAGGCAAGGCCUAGUCUCCAGCAUAGGAGGUGCCAUUCACAGAUCACACAUGUUUUUGUUUCAUCUAUUCGUUUGCUAAUUAAACGGGCCUAGUUUCAUAUCAUUCCUUUCGAGUGUGGGCCUCCUGUUGAUCUCCUACUUCUCCACCAAAUUUAGUAAAGCUAGUUCGAUCGAUUAUCUACAUCGAGUCGGCCUGUUGAACCCGAAAUAAUGCGAAGUAGCUCUGAAAUACGUGCUUAAGCUAAUUUUCCUCAAAUGUAUAUUUGAACUUCAUGAUAAAAUACAGCUCCAAAAGCUUCAAAAAGCGUCUAUGGCAGAGAAAAAUUGUUUUGAUAUGACAAAAUUAAUUUAUCAAAUCAUGUGUGUCACUGUGUUGCAGUGGUCAAGGAGUUGCUUGCACGUGCAGAUAAACCGGGUUCGACUCCUGACCACACUGUUUUCCGUUUCUUUGUACCGUUUUUUCUUUUUUUCUGUUUGGUCUCUUUUUUUAACACUAUUUUUCCUUUUAGCCUUUUUUUCUUUAUUCUUACUGCUGACCCUGCUGGUCAUGCACUUGGAUCAAUAUAUAUUUUAAGCUUAAGUCCGGAGUUUUAUUUUGGAAAAGGGAUUUCAAAAGCUCUUGAUCUGGCCAGGCUUACGACCAGAAAAAAAAACAUAAGCUUUCAAGACAUGUCCCUUGUCUAAAACAGCUGAAUUUUUUUCAAUGUUAGUUGACAUCAUGACAAACAACACACAGUACACCACAAACUGUACUAAUUUACACCCAACACCCACCAGUGACCCACUGGCGAAAGUUAAACUUUCCUUUUGUACAUCUUCUUAAUCAUCAAUAUUAUUACCCUAAAAACUUAACUGGGUUUGCCCCAAAGGAUAAUUAAACGAAACCUUGUAUUGGUUUUAGGGAUUUAAUUACAGAAUUACAGGUGUAUGCCCAAUACAGUAUUAAAAUGCAGUAAUGCAACAAGAUUCAAUGCUCACAGGCUCUCACAAAUACCUGUCAUUUAACUUCCUCUUUCAACGCUACAGCUAAGCGAACUUUGAGAGGAAUGAUAUGUGGUUCCACUAGCUCUGAAGAGCUGAAAAUACGCACAAUGUAGAGUAUAAUAGAUCCUUUGAUGAACCUCUUAUUGCUGUGUCUAAACUCGUAAAUCUUGCUGUGCACUGGCCCUCAAAAGUGUGACCGGUCGGUAAGAUUGCCCGUAAAAUUUGCUCGACGAUAGAAAGGAUCUUUAAAAUUCGUUACACCACUGGACAUUUCAUUCCAAAAAAGUACUUAAGUCUAGUUUUCUAUGACAAUAGAAAUCUUAAAAUCUCCAAAAAAAUCCAAGAAAUCGGAACAGUAUAUCCGUGACAAAAUCGAAAUUUUUAUCCGUCUUUUCGAUGAACACUUUGCAAGCCAUUUUGAAAGUCACUGACACAAUACUUGACGUCACACUGGCAGGCGGGCUGUACCACAGAUUUCCUUGCAGACACCUCCCCCCCUCACGGGACCUCUACUUUUGUGAAUAUUAUGCACUUCCUUCAAGGAUUUUCAGAGGUCUUUUUACAAGAAUGGUCCAAGUACGUUUGCCAGACUGCUUUUGGGGAGGUAGUUCGCUAGACUGCAAAACAGUCCGUAUUUGUGCGUAUUCAAUUACGCGCGAGCAGUCAAACAAAAGGUCUGGAACAAGGCCGAAAACAGAGAGCACAAGCCCUACGGGCGUGUGAGGCACGCGCGCUUCGCGCGCGUAGGACUCUUACUGCAUGCUUUACCGAUUUCUUUACUGAUUUUGAGAGAAAAACCGACUCUUUUGCAGUCUAGUAGUUUGCAAGUAUUGAACAGAAGCAAUGAGCUAUGAAUGCCCCCUAAUGUGAUUGUGAAUUAGAGAUAGACCACCAAACCGAGCCGGGAACUACUUCCCUCACUCUGUGUUUUUUAGCGUCGCACAGAAUUUAAUAUAUGUGUGUGUAAGGGUUGUGAGACGAAGCUUAAGGUUUAUCGUCCUUAUCCGAGAAGACUAGCCGUUUUCUAAAAAAAAUGGUGGUAAGGCCUGAAAUCCAAUAUGCAGCAAAAACUAUGGUGAUGUCAUUGUCACGGGAUAUUUAUUCCGAUCGCCUAAAAAAAUAAAAUAUAUCGAUUUAGCCAGGGCUAAAAGCGAAGCUCUCGAUAAUAUUUAUACUUUGUUCAAACAAAAUAUAAAAUCGUGUAAUGCUAAGCGGCGAAGGCAACGCCAGAGAACGGUGAAAAACAACAAUAGGUCUAAUUAGCAAAAAAGCAACUUUGCAUGUGCAGCACACUUUUUUUGUACAUUUCUUUGCCGUUGUUUUACACGACUACAACGUGAAACUUCCAGAAACUUCUUAGUUACACGUUUUAUGGAGGAAAUUUCGUACGUGUUCUCGUUCACUUUUUUUUCACUGCCGCUCAUUUUCACCUUGCAUUGGUGGCCGCUUGCAUUUCCCAUAUUGUCACCGCCGCUACCAAAUCGCUACAAAAGCGAAAAAACUCGGCCAGUGAAGAGAGCGAGGGAGUCUGGGGAGGAUGAGGAUUACGAAGCUCCGCCGCCUUCUCCCCUCCCCAGUCCAUCUCUCUGCUCGCUUCGCUCGCCUAUUUCCUUCCUGUUUCAUCCCGUUUUUUGCCUUUUCCCCCCACUACGCAGCCUGUUCCCAGGCUAAUGUUAUGAUGGUUUUACAAUAAAGAUCAAUUUAAGUUCAAGAGACUCAAAGAUGGAAGGUGUACCGGCAAAAAAACUGGUUCCAGCCACCUUAAUGCAGGUUUCCUUGUGGUGAUCGCUACCUUAUGAAGACAUACCGUAAAUGACGCAAUAAACGCUCGGGGCGUCUUUUUAAUUUUAUGGGUCCAAGCGGGGGCAUUUAGUAUAUAGAAGGCGUUUAUUCUCAUAACUGUAACAAGCUCAACAAAACUUAUAUGCUUUCAGCGAAAAUAUCAAAAGAGUUUGAAAAUAGUGGAAUAUCCACUCCCAUGAUCGUUAGUCCAUCCUUACUUCAAACUUGACAUUGAACAAGAUGAAAUUCGCAAAGCCUCGUUAAUCAAGCAAGAAACUGAACAAUUUAAAUGAUUUUGUACUUUCUUGCUAAUCCCUAGUAUUUUGGAGUCAUUCUCAUAGGGGGCGUUUAUCAAGACAAGGGCGUCUAAUAUAAUUGUAAGAUCGUAGGGAGUGCCUCGUCUCCAGUCGUCUCUUAUCAUUUGUAGGCGGUCAUGGAACGGUCUCGGAAGACUAUUACGGCACUUCUGCCCCCGCGGGUAUCUUCAACGCGCAUCCCUCGUUAAUAUUUAAAAUUAGGCGACAAAAGAGACGACUGGGGACGAGUCGGACGUAGAAGAGGCGUUUAUUAGAUAAGAGGAGCUUAUUUGGAAGUGGACGUUUAUUUCGUCUUUUACGGUACCGGUAUUUAGAAUAUUCUCCUUGGUAAAUAGAAAGUGGUAAGAAAUACGUAUUACCGUACUUGUGAUGUUUUUAGUUUCAACGUACUCCUCUGCAAAAUGCUGAACGUCAAAAUCACCACUCCAUAGUGCAGUUGUUGCGGAAGAAUGAUGCCAGGCUAAGUCUUCAUCAACCGGUAAGAUAUCAGAUUGUAUGUCCUUCUUGCCAAACUUGUGUUUCAGAUGAAAUUCGCUUACAUUUGUUGUAUUCUUUGUUGAUAAUGUGGAACGUUACUGUAGGACCUAUUUGUUGACGUAUGAGCUUUUAUCGUAGCUUAUGCGGAGACCUUAUAUUUGUUUUUCUCUACACGAUCCCUCGGUUACGCCCAUCCGGUGAUCACAGUAUAGUGAAUCUUAUAUUAAAAGGACACUAUAUAUAUUAAGAGGUUGAGUGGCUAGUUUUUCUCAAACGUUUUUUUUUUACUGUGAGCUUACUGUAAAACAAACUUAUAAAUAGUGGACGCUAGCAAAUAUCGCGUGUGUCCGGUUAAUACCAGGUUCAUCGUUCAUUUUAGUUCUUAGUCAUUAAUGUCUAUGGUUCUGGCGUUUUGUGUUACACAAAUGGGCUCUUUAAAUGGUUUUGGAGACACUGGGGAAUUAUUGUACAAUCACACUAAUCGAUAGUUAGUUGCUUCUUGGAGCAUUUAACAAGCAAAAUUAAACUUGAAAAACGUUACUCGGCGUUUUGAUGUAUCAUACAUACAUCAUUCUCAAGAGUGAGAAAUGUUAAAUUUCAAAACACUGUUGUUUGGAAAGUGCAUCUCAACUUUAACUAUUAGACUUAAUCACUAGUUAAUUGAAGUCCCCAUCCCCGACCCCCGGGAUAGGCGGGGAAUUAACGCGUCAAUGCCGGGGAUUUAACGCGUAUUUAACAGCAUCUAGUCGCCGGGGGACGAAUAAUUUAACACCAACCUUCAAAUAGCCGGGCGUUUUAGCAGGGAUUUUAACAUUGCACUGGAAGUUACGUGUAGUUAGCAUUGCACUGCUGAUAAAGACUUGCUGAUAACAGACUACUAACGCUGAAGUAAAAAAUAAAGAACAGUCUGUACAGUACCGCAAAUGAUCCCCAACCGCAAAUGAUCCCGAGACCGCAAAUGAUCCCCAAAAAGUGAUUUUAUUAAUAAAUGAUCAGUUAAACCCUCUAGUGUGUCAUGUAUAGAGCAGAUUUUACAAUUUAUAGAUUGCUAGCAAGAUAUAAUCGUUCAAAUGAGCAAAAUCUGUCAUCCCUGAAAUUAACGCCUUAUAUCUUUUUUUAUUAGAAUUUCGCUCAAUACAUUUUUUUAAUUAUUAUUGAAUGAUUGAUUACGAACUACUUACACAACAUGUACAUUACCACAUCUAUAAUAUAUAGAUUUAGCCAGGGCUAAAAGCGAAGCUGCUAUUAAUGAAUUUAUAAUUUAAAUGAAACAAUAAACUUGUAAUCCACAAAUCAGUUAACUUUCGUAAGGGCACAUAUUUUGAGGGAAAGGCUAAGUGAUUCUAGAGUGAACCAAAUCCUGCAUCGAGUUGAUAGCCUUAUAUGUACCCCCCCCCAAUAAAGCAAUCAUCUUCGAUCAUAGUUAAGAGCCAUCAUGGCUCUUGAUCACAGUAGAUGAGGCCUAGAAUUGAAAACAAAUUCUUGGAAAACAAAUUAGGCCGAAUUUUUUUGCGUUCGACAAGUUUACUUUACAAAAUCUUGCCAACUAAUCUGGGUGCGUGUAAAACAACCUUUUACACUUUUUAUACAUCAUAUCGGAGGUGAAAGAGUACUAUGAGGCGCUGUUUUUAUCAUGCAGACCUCAGACAAAAUGCAGUAUUUCACAAUUUGUCUUGACAAAUUGCAUUUAUUUAAUAUUCAGGACCAUCGAAGCACGCGUGGGCUUUUAGCGAAACCGUUCAAAAAAUUUCCAAAAUCACCUAUACGGCCAGCCGGUUCUCUCUUUUGACAAGCGCCAUAUUUGUCGUGAACAUUAAAAGAGUCACGCUUCAACAUAAUAAAGAAUUUAUUGCAUUUAUUUUUUAUUUCAUGGUUUUAUAACGAUGUAAUCUUAAAAAGCGUUUGAUACGCGCGGCAUUUUGAGGACUCCUGUUAGCGAAGUUCAUGAACGACUGAAAACAAACGACAAAGCGAUUAAAAUUGCAAGACACUACUAACAAUCAGUAAAAGAAAUUUAAUUCGAUGAAACAUUUACAGAGACAACAAUUUUCAUUUACGAAAACAAGUAUUAAAGUGUCUCUAAGAAUCCUGAGUCUUUAAGCUUAAGGCUUAAUGCGUCAGUCAAUUCCAGCUGCGCCCACCCCUCCCCUCCGGCUGACCCCCGGGCAUUAGCAUUCUUUUUUCCUUGGAUGGCAAAUUCCCGGGGGUGGGAACUCUUGAGUUGUCAAAUCCUCCGGGGUGGGGACGAAAAAAGAGGGCAAAUGCCCCGUCCUCCGUCAACACUGCAACAUUUUUCAUUGAUUGCACAGUCGAGGAGUGCCAUUUUAAGCAUUUUAAUAUGCGAUAUUUUGUUUCAGUUAACGUCUUCCUUUGUAAUGGUGUUAUUCUAAUUAAGACUUCACGCCGUGACGACACCAGUGUAUGGUUUUGGUAUUGUUAUAAAAUUAUUGACAUAAAAAUUUAUAGUUCACUGUAAAGUUAACUGCUAUAAAUAGUUUUAUAAAUAUGAAAGAAUGUUCUUCAAAUAAUGUCAAGAGAAACUUGAUUCAAUAACCAAAAAAGCGUUGAUUCAUGUCGAUAGCUUCCGAGUUUCGCUAGUUAAUUCUGGCUUGAUAAGCAAUGAAGAAAUGCAUGCAUAAAAUCGAGAGCAUACCUUUACAAACCUCUUUAAUUUUUUCCCGUCUUUGACAAAUGAGCCAAUCUGCUUGUUUUUCCAGUAAAAUCCUGUGUGUAGUUAUAUUCUGAUAGGAAACCGCGUGCGUGUCAAAAGCUCGGGGUUGGCCCCUGGGUUGGCAAAUGCCCGGCCCCCGGGCAGCGCAAGAUUUGCAAAUGCCCCACCCCCGGGACUGACAGGGAGGGCAAAUGCCCCGCAGUAGCCUGGGGGGUGGAGGAGGGGCUGGGCGCAGCUGGAAUUGACUGAUGCAUAAGUUUAAGCUCAUGUUUCAAGCCGGAUUCCCGGUGUUUGCUGUAGUUUUAAAAGAUGAACUCGAGGCAAGAAAAUCGCUCAAAGCUUUCUUUCUACAGCCAAAAUUAUAACUAAAUAUUCGUCGGAACGUUUUUUCUUUCUAUUUGCGGUGAGAAAAUAUCGAUUAAAGGCUUUUUAAAGUUCUGUAAGCUUAUAUUAAACCUCAUACUAGGUCAGAUCAGUGUCUCAAAUCUUAAUACAAACGUGCAUAAAGUAGCCUCGUAAACUGCGCUCGACUUCAUGAAUUUAGAUGUAAAAAGAACAAACAAACACAAAUACAAUGAUUACUCAGGCUUACCAUUCGAGAUGCAGCUCCUGAAAGCUAUCAAGUAAGGCCAGAAUCGCUUGAGACUUUUCAACCCUCAUACUCAUCCAGCAAGGUGAAAAACGAAAACGAUGCCAUCCGUAAUCGGAUUUCCGACUUUGACAAGCGGCGCAUUUCUCAACCAAAAAUUCAAAAAACAAACCAGCCAUGAAUAACAGAAGACUCUUGAUAGCAGUUGUAUUUCAUUUUGGACAUCCAGUGGGAAAAGACAGUUAAAAACAUCACAAGUUGACACAAAACUCUGUCAGCCUCAGCUGUCAAAGUAAACAAGUUUCAAGAUGCUGUAUAAAUUUUCCGCAUGAACUCACCUGUCAAAUUUUGACCAAUCAAAGCAUAAAAAUUGGACGUCGAGCGUGACCAACGCGUGACUAUGGUGAGAAAAGUGAAGAGCAUCUGUCUUCCCUGCUUGCAAUUUUAAAUAACUGAGGUCGCGUCCACAACAUAUUUCAUAUGAUUUUUUUAAAAAAAAUUCUUGAGCCUGCGAUCAUUUGAAAACUAGUAACUUGCCAGCGGUAAACUUAAAAAAAUACUCGACCUGGAUGAAGUGUGAGAGUAAACAUUGGUAUGUCUGUGGUUCGGACGGACGGUCGGCGGGCGGUCGGUAUACGGGCACGUGAUUACCAAAUUUUCUGAGAUGGGUAGAUUUACUUACCAAUGGUGCUCUGCUGGCAUGCGCGAGAGAGCUCCGCUAUCAAUAAAGAACUACUACAGAUACAUAAAAGACACUACCUACGUAUGAUACUAAUGCAGUACAACCAGAAACUCAUAAGAGGUUUCUGAUACAACACAAUUUAGGUACUACCAUAGACUUUCUCAAAGACCUUGGCUUCUCAUUUCCGGUUCCGGUAGUUGGCCCCAGCGCGAAGGACUUUUAUCCCCUGCAGCGCGCCAGAUUUACAGAAGGAAUUUUCCUCCUGUAGGUUUUAUCCAAUCACAAACGAUUUACUGAUGCGCCGUCAAUCAAACCCGAUCACGCCACAUGAAACGUGAGUUGCAGUCUUGCACUGUUAACUGUGUUUUUUUUUUUUGCGGUCUGUUUUUCGAUUUCGUUUUAUCGCCUGUAUUCAAAUACAAAGCUUUAGUAGGCGUUUUAUCUUCCUCUAUUUGAGUACUUUAUCAAGGUCGAAGUUUCCUGGCAACCACGGAGCGAAAAAACAUUACCAACUUGUCUUGUUUUAAGCGCGCGCACUACAAAGUUUUUGUUUUUUUAUGUUUUGUUCCAUGGGGUAUGCAAACCUAUCAACGUGCCCGAAACGUCUGCAGACUGAACUCACAAAUAUCACAGACGGCACUUUUGUUCAUUACCCGUUUUUUGUAUUGAACAUUCCUUUAUUUACUUUAUUAACUUUCUCUUAUCGGAAUUUUUUUCCGUUAUUUGUUUGUUUUGAGAUACUUUGACAGCUCGCGACGACACACGCAACAGGGACGCAAAUAGUUCGCGCCAAAAUGACGUCACUUGAUGCGAUUUUUUGUAGGGGAAACAAGUCGAGCUCUCACUCUCUCGCUCGCUUUUGCCUGAGAAAACAUAAAAAAUCUAACGCUCGCACUUCGCGCUCGUGAAAAAAUUUGAGCUCGAAUUAAGUUCUUUUCACAAAAAUUGAAUCUUCUCAGGUCUUUGUAUUUCUUACCAAUUAAAGCGAGAGCUGAUUUUUAUUUCAAAGUGUUUUUGCCAUCAGUUACCUAUGGGUUGGUUGUACGGGGUUCCUGCGGCAAAUCGCUCUUUGAUGAGCUGGAGAAGAUACAUGUACGUGCCGCAAAGAUCAUCUAUGGCCUGGAUUAGUACACACCCAGCGAUCAGGUCUUAGCCCAAAGCAAGUGGCCCACUGUUAAAGAUUUAUACGAAUAUAGAUGACUUAUGUUAGCACACGACUGUUUUUGUAACUUUUUACCUGUUCCUUUUAUGAAGCUGUUUACGAAAUAUGAGUGCAAUUAUAACCUGCGAAGGAAAUUGACCCUUUUGUUGCCAAAACCAAACACUGAAGGUCUUCGCAAGUUCACUUGUUACAAAGCCGAAUCUCUGUGGAAUUCGCGUGCAAUCUCAAGCAAAAGCGUACCGUAUUUAUUCGAUUAACCGCCCUGGGCGCUUAUUAAAUUUUUGGACCUUGAGAGUGGGCGCUUAUUCGAGGUGGGCGCUUAUUCGAGGCUGGGCGCUUAUUAAAUUUUCACCAUUUUCAGCAAGUGAAGUAAGUCUAUUUUGCAACAAAACAAUAAAUGCUAAUAACAAAACGCGAAGAAGUAACAAAGCAAGGUUAACUGUAAAAUACUCUGAAGAAAACUCUGUCCUCGGGGAAGUCUCUUAUUAGAAUUUAUUCACUCAAGUGGGUGGGGUGGGGGUGAGCGCUUAUUUGAGUUUGAUUGGGAGGAGGAGGGGGUGGGCGCUUACUCGAGGCUGGGCGCUUAUUAACUUUUUCUGCCUUUAGGAUGGGCGCUUAUUCGAGGUGGGCGCUAAUUCGAGGUUGGGCGCUUAUUCGAAUAAAUACGGUAUUUGAAAACUCUCUUAAACGCAGAACUUCAUGCUAAUAGUUUAGUUUGAAGAUAUAUUUCUUUCAAAUGGGUUAGAUCUUUUUCUAUAUAUAUAUAUUUUUUUAAUUAGUUUUUAAGCUUUUUAUUCAUUUGUAAACAGUGUUCAAUUUUUAAAUACACGACCAAAUCAGCUCCGCUGUAACUUUAUCGAGUUUAAAUAAAUGUUGUUGUUGUUGUCUUAGUGUAGAGUGCGCUUGUCGCGCAUUUAAACAAAGCAAACCAUUUAUGAAAAACGUCAUUUGGUGAAAGGAUUGGAAUUGUUAUAUAGGUAACGGCUGGCACGAAUCAAACUCAUCACGACGCAGGUUUAUUGUCAGAUCUUUAUAUUACUUUACACAGUUUCGAUGCCUCUUUUCAGUGCAUGGGAUGCCCUGGAAUACUCUUCCUCAAUACAAAUAAACAUAAUUAAAAUGCUCGAAUGAAGACAAAACCACUUUUGUUUGCUAAGGAUUCUGUGUUUGGUUAUAGGGUAUUGCCUGUCAAUUUGUUAUUCUUAUCCUGUGAGUCCAGGAUGAGAUUGGGGAGAAGCCGGGAUUACAUAGUUAUAAUGAAGGGGUUUCUGCGGUAGCACAAAGUAAUGUGAAUAAGUGAGCGUAAAGCUACGUGAAAAGGGACGCAACAACUCCCAACAUUGUUGGGUCAACAAUGUUUGGAAUUGUUACGUCCGUGUUGGAAGUAGUAUGCAAACGGACGCAAAAUGUAACAUCCAACAAUGUUGGGAGUUUUUGACCGUUUGCACGGGGCCGAAAGGUUGCAGACUGAUAAAACUGGCUUUUAUCAACUUGAUUAUCAGUAUGCCUGAUAUGAUUACAGUUUGGUUGAAGGAUGUUAUUUUUUUAUAGGCGUCGAAAGGUUCCCUGCACAGGGCUGCUGUAAGUGGACAACACGAGACGGUCAAAGAGCUUCUUGAGAGUGGUGAAGAUGUGUAUCAAAGUGACGAGGUAUUAGUCUUCUUUAGGUUAUGUAAAUCUAAUGUUUUGCCCGACCUCUCGCGUUCCAUUUACUUGCGGAUUCUUUUUGUUCAUAGUGAAUAACAAAAUUGGGCGAACGGUUUGAAACGCCCUUAAAUAAUAGUCCACUGAUCAAAUUAAGGGAAUUUGAAAUGUCUUGGCAACAAGAGUUGCACAGAGGGAUGUUAUUCUCAUGAGGCGAGUAAUUAAGGGAAAAACAGGAAUUCGCCAGUCAGAUUGUGUGAGCGAUAAUUCGUUAAAUUCAAGUUAAAAUCUCCUACUUUUUUUACUAAACUUGUUUUCUCUAGUUAUUUUAGCCAAAAUUGUACUAAAAUAUCGGCGGCUGCAGUGAGACUACCCAGUCUUUUGGAAACAUAUAAUUUGCUGUGUCAUGCAAUGCAUUUUCUAGAACUACAUCGUUGACAUUCUUUUAUACCCUACGUUAAGAUAGCCCCAUCAAAUGAUGCUUAAACUGUGGAAUCUCGCGGACUGCAUUCAAUGGCUAUAUUCAUUCGUUAGUGAGACGGGAAAAGACGGGUCGCAAGAUUAUCGUGCGCCCGCCUAAUUCGCUUGCUCUUACUAGUUUACCUUGAGAGAGCCUGAAGAGACCACUCCUAGUCAGUUUGAGGAUUAUUUGAAUGAAGGUUUUUAAAUGGCACAAUCCGACUAUAUGGAAAGAUUGCAGGCAUAUCUUUAGCGCUUCCAAAGCUAAGAUGUCAUGAGGCAAUAAGCUAUGUAAUUAUUUUUUGUUGUGUGCAGCGUAGUGUAUAUGCCACUUAAUCCUGGUUUUUGUUUCAUUAAAAUUUCAAAAGCUAUAGCGUAUACUCAAUGGUACAUCAAGUCACGUUCUACCAGCCAAACGCAACUAGUUUUUAUUGCUUCCUGCAGAUGAGCCCGUUACCGCGUCCUGAUCGGAGACCUUCUCAUUCUGGCUCAGAAUCACCAAAGGAGCGCGAAGAGGAAAGCCAGGUAGGUUAGGCUCGGUUCAAACGUCGAAUUUCACAUGUGCCGAACUUAAUAGCGAGAGUUAAAUUCAUGUGAAGUGCGACUGUCUAUAUUAAAUGCGACGUUUGCCGUAUCUGCGACUGAAACAGUCGAAGAUUAGACUUAGGUUCGACUUUUGAUUCAAACGUCGCAUUUCACCGACCCGAGCCGAGCUUAAUGCAUGAAUUUUAGAAAAUUAUUAUUACAUUACUGGGAAUAUUGACGGCGAACAGAGUUAAAUUCGACGUUUGAAUCAAAUGCCGUAUUUAACUAUUUCAGUCGACUCAAAUAGGAAUUAAGUUUGACCCUUGUGAAAUUCGACGUUUGAACUGGGCCUUAAGAACGUUUUUGAAGGUUGUACUGUUGUAAACUAUGUAACUGUUACCAUGUGUAUGUUACAAAGAGUGUGCUUCUAGAUUCGCUCGUAUAAAGGGGAACUAUUAUUAUAUGUCAAGUAUGUCUAAUGCCGUCACUGAAAACCUCUUGUCGGUAAGAUUUGGUGAGAAUGUUUUUACCUCUUGCUUAAAGAAUAAUUAAUAUGCUUUUGAUAAUUAAAACGUUGUAGUCCCCGUGGGACACCGAUCUAUGAACAGUUUAUAAGGCAAAAUUUUGGCUGUGCUACAUCUUUAAAAACGCUCAUAUUUCGUCUUUUUUAGAGGCGAUUUAGAUGAAACUUUACAGAGACAUUGUGGAAUGAUGGAAGUUUAGAGUGGGUGUUUUUUUAUUCGCUAGUUCGCGCCUUAAGGCAAUGCUUUAAGCUAGAGUUACACCAAACUGGAAAAUUGUGAUUUUGUGUCCAAGUUUGCGUAAAGAAUAGAAGACAGCACUCUGAGAUUUUAUUAAUAAAUGAUCAGUCAAACCCUCUAGUGUGUCAAGUAUAGAACAGAUUUUACAAUUUAAAGAUUGCUUGCAAGAUAUAAUCGUUUAAUUGAGCAAAAUCUCUCAUUCCUGAAAUUAACGCCUGAUAUCUCUUUAUAAAAGCACUCUUUUAGAAUUCCGCUCUAUAUAUUUUUUCCUUAUUAUUGAAUGAUUGAUUACGAACUACUUAAAUAACAUAUACAUUACCACAUCUAUAUCAAUAAAGAACUACUACAAAUACACAAAAGACACUACCUACAUAUAGUACUAAUGCAACUAUUACUACUAUUACAAACACAAGAAGCAAGAUGUAUUUUAUUCCCACCACCACGGCAGAAUAACUGAGAUUUUUUCCAUUUACAUUCUCAGUCGGCUGCUUUGUUAUUUUGUUUCUUUUCUGACUGGUGAACAUGACUGACUUUAUUUUAAAAAAAUUGCAAAGGAAGGAUAAGUACAUUAAUUACGGCAUUGAUAAAAUAUGUCGCUUAGUUACGACUAACAUGUGAUUAAUAAACAAGUAGUAUUCUUUCUUUUUCCAAAAUCCAAAAGUAUGUCGCUGUUUGAAAGGUCCCUUAAGAUUAUGUUCAGUUUAUUACAUCAACAUAUAAUGAACAAGCCGCUACGGAGCGUACACUUCGGCGUCGUGGUUGUGGAACUGAUUAAUUGUAAAUGCGGAGGAAUAGUAAGAAAUGAAAUAUGGUAAGAGUAAGGUGUUAAUUUGUGAAAUUAUGGGAUUUGUCAGGAUAUUCUGAAAAGAGCAACAUCCAAGAGGCUUCUUGCCAAAAACUAGCAUUUCGGGACAAAUUGUCUCUGAGAUAUUAGCCCAGUUAUGCUCUGAUGACUCCAUACAUAUCUUUCUAAAUUUGACUUGGGUCUAAACGUUUAGACCUAAGUCAAAUAUGAGGUUACUGGCGGUGAAUAACAAGUCUAACAAAACAAACAGUGAAAAAAGAAUUCUCUAUUUUUCUUAGUCACAUCAGGCUUCAAAAACAGCAUAGCAGUCUCAUGUACUGAUUAAAGAUAUGUAAGGCAUGGGUAAGGAGUCAAUUACGUUGAGCAUGGAAUUGGCUGUUACGAGUUCGAAUGUUUUGAGGAUAAUUAUUAACUGACUAUCAGCACGCAGGAAUGUCGGAUUAACACAAGGGAGUUUAAUACCAAAGGAACAUAGCCUUUUCAGAGCUUUAAAACACAGCAUCCGCCAACACAAACUUGACUUGAACGUAAGUACAAUUGAACAGCCUCUACCAAUAAUAACAAACUCUCACUUGAACUUCAGAUAUCUUAAGGCUUCCGCCAACUUGUAAACACAGAACUUGAAAAUCGACCUUCGUCACACUUGACUAAACACAGCAGUCCAGCUAGUGAGAAAAAAAACUUAGUUCGUCAAAAGACCUCUCUUGGAACUUGUAUACCGUUUGACAUAAGGUUCUAGAAAAUACCUAACGGGCGAAUAGUAGUAGCUUUUCGACAUAUUUUAUGAUUUCAGUAACUGAUGCAAAUCUGCUGACUCAUGCUGAAAUGUAAACAUGCCCUAAUUAAUUAUUCAUGAAUAAUCCAAAAAAGUAGAGAACGUUCGAGAAAGUCACGCAACACAUGAAAGCAAUUUUCCUACGUAACACUGAACAAAGACAAAAUGUCUUUGUGUAGCAUUUUGUAACUUUAAAUUCAUCAUGAAGUAGUUCGAAAGGAGGGCUCACUCGUGAAAUGUUUUUAAACACUCGAAGAGAAAUUUCGCGUCUCGGCGAGGCCACGUAAUAUCCUCUAUUUAUUCCUCGAGUAAAUUACAGACUAAACUCGAAGUGAUCUCAAGAUAUCACAAAGUAGUCCGGUUUCAUUUCGUGAAAUAGCCGAAACAAGCCGAAAAGUCGCGAACUUGCACGCCCAAUCUUGUCCCGAAACUACAGUGGAACCCCGUUAAUACGACCACCUUCGGGCCAUGGAAAUUUGGUCGUAUUAAUGGGGUAGGGUCAAAUUAUGGUGCAAAAUGCUUUUAAACUACAUUCUACUACAUGUAUACCUUUAAUUCGUUAUAAAUCAACCUUUUUGCAGUUAAUUAACAACCUUGCAACCGCAAUUCAAUGCAACUGAACAAUGUAACAGUAAACGAAACCGAGUUAUGAGAAAAAACACUGACUUCUUUCAGUUCCUUGUUAUGAAAGGAAAGGGCUUGUGAUUUGUCUCGAAGAGCCGUUUUCUAUAUUGUAGCUUACAACACUUUCACAAUUAUUACAAAGUUCAAAGUUCUGGGAGAAAAGAAAAGGAAUUGGACUUGAAGAAAAAAGCCACAAACCGGAUGUCAUACUAACCACUAGCACCUUUGCCUAAAAACAUUCAAUUAAAUAUUAGUAAUGGGUUAUUGUUUGUCAGAUUGUGUCUAUUUUCAUUCAGCAGCCUCACCAAGCAUUUUGACUGGUCGUAUUAACGGGGUAAUUUUAUAAAGAAAAUAACGACUCAGGACCCCCAAAGGUGGUCGUUGGUCGUAAUAACGGGGUUGUUGGAUUAACGGGGUUUUCAGAUAAGAAAAUGAGUGGGCUUUUGUUCGGGCCACAAAAAAGAGGUCGCAAUAACGGGGUGGUCGUAUUAAUGGGGUGGUCGUAUGGCGGGGUUCCCCUGUAGUGCAAAAAUUUCAUAACAAUUUUUCAUAUCCCGAACUACCUUGGGUCGCAGUAGCGCAAUCGGCUAAUCCCUCAACUAAGAGUCUCCUCUGACCUGACGGGUCACACAGGUGAGUCGGUUCAAACCCCGGGGAAGCCAAAAUAAUAAUUCUUUCUUCCUUGAAAGAGUUAAAGAAAUCGAAGUGAUCUCGAGAUAUCUCGAACUAAUUCGGCUCUCAAUUCGUCGAACAGCCGAAUAAAACCGAAAACCUGCAGACUUUGCAUGCCCAAUCUUGUCAAAAAAUGGUAACUUUGAUACAUUCCUGAGUGUCGCGAAUCCUUUACUUCGCGCUCCGCCGAAGUAACAAGACGCUAUCGAAGCGUACACUUGGGCGUCGUUGUUUGGGGGAUUUUUUGGUGUGUCAGGCACGUGUGAGGGCCGUAGUGUUGUUAAUCGGGUUAGUUGAGAUGGGUUGAAAUAGAGACGUGGAGUCAUAGUGUACCUUUCUUGGUAUGUAAAUACAGUCGAACCUCCACUAAAGGAAAAUGUUUCUAUUUUCAAUACUGUAAGAGAUGGUUGCAUCGCUAUCAUAAUGGCUCAGUCAAUUCUAAGCGUGUCCCUUCCCCCAAAGGCAUCACUCAAGUGCUGGCAUCUCCUUUGGCUCUCGACAUCUGAGCUAGAGCAAACAAACCCUCGUCUAUAUCCUUAACCAUCAAUUUCAAUCACUCUUGCGAGAUUUACCUGCAAUUAUCGGAAGAAAUCGCUCCGUUUCUAUGUAAAAAACAACCUUCCUCCAAACUGUAAAGUAUUCCUGUGUACGUGUUGCUCUAAAAUGUCGAAAAUGCUUCGCUAUAAUUUCGACUUAAGUUAAACUUAUCGAAAAAACAGUUCUAAAACAGUAACAAUUCUUAACAAAGGGGAAAUUUUGGAGCACAAUAUAGUUCCAGUUUUUGUGUUUUUCCUUUAUUUUAUUAUUACUUGGGCGGUGCGCCAAGUAAAGGAUUCGCAACGCUCAGGAAAGUUCCAAAGUUGCUUUUUUGUGGACAAGCUUGGGCACGCAAAGUCCAUAGGUUUUCGUUUUGAGUCGGCUUUUUAACGAAGUGAGAGUCGAACAAGUUCAAGAUAUCUCGAGAUCACUUCGAGUUCUUUGAUUUAUUCUUUUACUUAUUCGAGGAAUUAAAAAGAAGCGACUUUUUAAAACAUUUAGGUAUGAAUAAUUGCGUAAAAACGUUUCUUUAAAACAGUUAAGAAAUUUUUGAAAAGUUAAAAAGUAUAUACGACGCUUAGACUUUGUCGGACGUCAUUAUCAUUUACCAAAAAAUGACAGAAUUAAUGUUCUAUAAAUAGAAGAAAAACAAUAGUUUAAAAAGAAAAGUAACACAUAAAGAUAUGUUACAAGUUAAACAAAGAGCUUAGCACUAUCACGUAACUAACUAACAUCAGUACACUACAUUACAAAACUAGCUGAAAAUGCACAAUCUCCACACCGCAGAUAAUUCAUGUACAACAUCGCAACAUAAAUUAGAAAUACGUAUCUCGCAAUAACCCUCGAGAAACACGGUAUCUUAGUAGCGCCACUCAAGUUAAGCCAUGUCAGGCGGGGUUAAGAACUGGAUAGGUAACCCACCGCGAACAUUGUCGUGAAGGUCCCUACUUUAUUCUUUCUUUUCUUUUUCUUCUUUUUUGCCUAUUGUGUGGUGUUAUUUUUGAAAGUGUAUUGAAAAGCAUAUGUAUCAUUAUUUCGACCGCUGGAUUUAGAAAAAAAAAAAACACGGCAGUACAGUUCUCGGGUCGUAGUAUAGAACUGAAACUUUGAUCUAUCGGCGGGGAAUUUAAAGGGGAAACUAAUAAAUUUGGGUUUUUCACGAUGUAAAACGAAUUCCAAGCUAGAUUUCAGGGGGAAAAGACAGGAUUUCGACGGUAAAAGCCAAACUGAAACGCACUUUGGAAAAACAUAACAGGACAUAAGCAAAUUCGUCUAAGAAGUGAGACGCAUUGAAAAUUGCUCUUGUAUCUCGAUUUUCGCACGUAUUUUGAAGCUACUAGCCCAAACUGCUCAAAUGUUUUCUGUAAAAUAUUUUGGCAUUCAAUAUUUCCAUCCAGAAUAAUACAUCAAAAUCAAUCAAAAAACGCGAAGAUAUCUCGAGCUAAUUCCGAAGCAAUUUCGGGACAUCUAAAUUUACAAAAAAGUGACUGAACAGUGUGCGAAAGCCGGCAAACACCUUGGCUUUGUGCACCACACAAAGUGUGGCUUUGUGCACCACAAAGUGCACUCGCCCUACGGGCUCGUGCACUUUUGUUGGUCUUUGAAAAAUUUACUCGUGCUUGUUUAUUCCAAAUUGCACUUGAAAAAAAAGUAUAGGUAAUCAAAUGAUUUCAAAUCAUGUGGUUACCUAUACUAACAGAAAUAUUUUUCUGUUCGGCUGAGCGUAGCGAUAGAGAAUAGAAGUAUAUUUUCUUUGGGGAGUGCUGAAACUGGCGAUAUAAUCAAGCAGGAAUGUAACGAGGCAGCCAAUUGUAAAUCAAAGACUUUUUACCAAGGAAUUUUAUAUAGGUUUUGGACCUUGUAUUUCAUAAUAGUAACCUGAAGAAGGGCCAUGUUAGAUACCACUUAAAACAAAAUGCUGAAUAGGGAGAGUUGCUAGUUAGCUCUAAAUUGGGUGGAAGUUUUAUACCAAAUAAAUACCAGUAGUCGCACAAUAAGUCAAUUUCUAUUUAUUCAUUUAUCUAUUGCUGAAGAUAGCCUCACCUAAUGAUUCUUAUACUGUGGGAUCUAAUAGGCUGCAUUCAAUGGUUAUAUUCAUUGGUUCGUGAAACAGGAAAAGACGGGUUGCAAGUUUCUUAUGCUCUAGUUUAACUUGAGAGAGCCCGAAGGGACUAAUCUCAGUCAAUAUUUUGAGAACGUUUAUAAAUAGCACAAUCCGACUAUAUUAUCGAAAAGUUGUUGGCAUAUCUUUAACGCUUCCAAAGCCGGAUAAUGUUAUGGGAUAAUCAGCCAUGCAAUUAUUCUUGUUGUAUGCUGUGCAGUGAAUAUGCCACUUUGUCCUGGUUUUUGUUUCAUUAAACUUUCAGAGGCUAGGGCGCAUAGUCAGUGGUAACUUCAAGUCACGUUCUACCAGCCGAACGCAUCUUGUUUUCAUUACAUCCUCAGAUCGUCUCGUUGCCACGUCCCGAUCAGAGACCUUCUGAUUCUGGCUCAGAAUCACCAAAAGAGGGCGAAGAAGAAAGCGAGGUAAGUUAAGAACGUUUGAGAAGGUUGUACUGUUGUAAACUAUGUAACUGUUACCAUGUGUCUGUUAUAAAGAGUGUGCUACUAGAUUCUCUAGUGGAACUUUGAACUCUCGUGGAGUUCAAAGUGGAAAUAAUAUUAUAUCUUAAGUAUGUCUAAUGCCGUCUAACUGGAAACCUCUUGUCGGUAAUAUUUGGUCACAAUGUUUUACCUCUUGCAUGAAGAAUAAUUAAUGUGCUUUUGAUAAUGAAAUUAUUUAAGGCCGCGGGGACACCGAUCUAUGAAGAAAUUCAUAGGGAAAAAUUUGGUCUCUGCUGCAUUUUUUAAAACACUUAUAUCCCAGCUGUUUUAGAAGCGAUUUAAAUAAAACUUUACAGGGACAUUGUGGAAUGUUAAAAGUUUAGGGUUGGUUGCACCAAAUUGGGAAAUCGUGAUUUUGUGUUCAAGUUUGCGGAAAAAAUAAAAGACAGCACUCUGUGAUGUUAUUAGUAAAUGAUCAUUCAAACCCUCUAGUGUCAUGUAUAGAGCAGGUUUUACAAUUUAAAGAUUGCUAGCAAGAUAUAAUCGCUUAAAUGAGCAAAGUCUGUCAUCCUUGAAAUUAACGCCUUGUAUCUUUUAUGAAAGCGCUCUUUUAGAAUUCCGCUUUAUACAUUUUUUAUUAUUAUUGAAUACUUUACCACAUCGAUAUCAAUAAAGAACUACUACAAAUACAUAAAUGACACUACCUACAUACAAUACUAAUCAGUGGCGUAUCCAGGGGAGGGGCCCGAGGGGCCUGGGUACCCCCUUAUAUUUAGACCAAAUUGAGGCCCGAAAGGCCGAAAAAUAUUUUUUUGGCUUCUCCCCCCUCUUAUCUCAGGGUCUGGUUGACCCCCCCCCCACCCCACCCCUCUUAUCUGAAGGUCUGCAUCCGCCACUGCUAAUGAAGUACAACAAAAUUUAGGUACUACUACUACCACUAUUACAAAAAUAAGAAACAAGAUGAUUGAAUUUUAAUUCUCACUUAGCACAGCAGAAUAACUGAAACUUUUCUCAUUUACAUUCCUAGUCGGCUAAGUAUUUCUUAUUUGAUUUCUUUUCUAACUGAUGAACAUGACUGACUUUAUUUGAAAAAAAUUGUAAAGGAAGGAGAAGUGCAUUAAUUACUACAUUCAUAAACGUGUCGCUUACCUACGACUAACAUGUGAUUAAUAAACAUUUAAUAUUCUUUCUUUUGCCAAAAUCCAAAAAGUAUAAACAUGUAGGAAGUGGUAUGCAAACGAAUUUAACCCCAGCAAACACGCAGCAACACGGAACAGGGUGUGUAAACGGGCGCAAAAUGUAACACCCAACAACGUUGGUUAUGUUGGCCGUUUGCACGUGGCCAAAAGGUUGCACUGAUGAAACUGGCUUUCAUCAACUUGAUAUAUGAUCACAGUUUGGUUAAAUGAUUUUUUUUUACAGGAGUCGAAAGGUUCUCUGCACAGGGCUGCUGUAAGUAGACAAGACGAGAUGUUCAGAGACUUUUUGGAGACUAUUGAAGAUCUGGAUCUAAGUGACGAGGUAUAAGUCUAUUUCAGUUUAUGUAAAUCUAAUGUUAUGCCCGGCCUCUUGCGUUCGCUUUACUUGCGGAUUCUUUUUGUUCAUAGUGAAUAACAAAAUUGCGCGAACUGCUUGAAACGUCAGUGAAUAACAGUUCACUUAUCAAGUUAAGGGAAUUUCGAAAUGUCUUGUCAACAAGAGUUGCACAGUGGAAUGUUAUUCUCGUGGGGCGUGUUAUUAAGGGAAAAACAGGCGGGAAUUCGCCAGUCAGAUUGUGUGAGCGAUAAUUCGUUAAAUUCAAGUUAAAAUCUCCUACUAUUUUUACAAAACUUGUUUCCUCUAGUUAUUUUAGCCAAAAUUGUACUAAAAUAUCGGCGUCUGCAGUGAGACUACCCAGCCUUUGGGAAACAUAUAAAUUGUUGUGUCAUGCAAUGCAUUUUCUACAACUACAUCGUUGAUAUUCUUUUAUAUCCUACGUUAAGAUAACCCCAUCAAAAGAUACUUGUACUGUGGAAUCUCACGGACUGCAUUCAAUGGCUAUAUUCAUUCGUUAAUAAAACAGGAGAAGUCGGGUCGCAAGAUUCUCGUGCGCCCGCGUAAUUCGCUUGCUCUUACUCUUACUAGUUUACCUUGAGAGAGCCAGAAGGGACUACUCCUAGUCAGUUUGAAGACUAUUGAAAUAAACGUUUUCAAUUGGCACAAUCCGACUAUAUCGAAAGGUUGCUGGUUUCUUCCAAAGCUAUUAUGUCAUGAGAUAAUAAGCUAUGUAAUUAUUUUUGUUGUGUGCAGCGUAGUGUAUAUGCCACUUGUUCCUGGUUUUUGUUUCAUCAAAAUUUCAAAAACUAUCUCGUUUACUCAAUGGUACAUCAAGUCACGUUCUACCAGUCAAACGCAUUUAGUUUUUAUUACAUCCCGCAGAUCGCACCGUUGCCGCGUCUCGAUCGGAGACCUGAUUCUGGCUCAGAAUCACCAAAAGAGAGCGCGAAGAAGAAAGCGAGGGAAGUUAAGAACGUUCGGGAAGGUUGUGCUGUUGUAAACUAUGUAACUGUUACCAUGUGUUUGUUAUAAAGAGUGUGCUUCUAGAUUCGCCCGUACAAAGUGAAACUAUUAGGGAACUUAAGAACCACGACGACGACUUCGUCGACGACGACCGGAAGUGAGAUACCGUGCACCGCGCAAGCGCGGUUAACAAAUUUCGUCGUCGUGGUGUGGUCGACGACGCCAAACACAGUAGAGUCACGUCGUCCUGCAGUCCACAAGCUUCGUCAGGUAUAACUCCCUGUUUUUAAGCGAUUUUUCAAGGGCUUUGUAUUUUUUCACCUCGUAAAUCCAGGUAUCCUUUCUUUUUUCGGCUAACAAGCGAUGUUGAUUGAAAAUUUGACUGAUGAACUGUGUUUACUUCGAAGACAGCACUGAGCUGUGCAGGCCGAGCGAGCGAACUCGUAAGUGACAAAUUUAUUUGUACGUAUUUAGGUCAGCCAAAUCACAUAUCCUUAAUAUAGAGGAAAUGAACUUUAUAUGGAAAACAGCUAUCGCAUCGGAAUGUCUCUUUUUCCAAAUCUAAACUCUGACAGACAAUCGGACUCGGUCAUGUCAUUCAGGUUGAAAGUUGAAUAACCUUCGUACGGAAAGCAGAGAUUUUUCCAUUCGAAAAGGUCAGACAACACUAAGAAUUCUUCAUCGUCAAUGAAAGUAGACGUACGGCUGAUAAAAUAAGAUCUUGCAUCGUCUUAAAAGACGCCUUUGCGAAAAACUUUGUUGCCAACGAACAUUACAGUUGUACUACUUCGACAUGUUUGUUUACAUUGAGUGUCGUCGUCGUCGUCGUCGACCUACCGAUCGACUGCAUCUUAACUUUCCUUUUUCCCGCCGAAACUGACGUUCUCGUUCCAGUCCUUUCCCAGUCAACAGACGUCGUCGUCGUGAACUUCGUCGUGGUUCUUAAGUUCCCUAUUAUUACAUCUCAAGUGUGUCUAAUGCCGUCAAUGAAAACCUUUUGUCGGUAAAAUUUGGUGAGAAUAUUUUACCUCUUGCAUAAAGAAGAUUAAUAUGCUUUUGACAAUUAAAUUGUUGAAGUCUGCGGGGGACACCGAUCUAUGGAUGAUUUAUAAGGCAAAAUUUUGCCUGUGCCUACAUCUUUAAAAACGCUUAUAUCUCGGCUUUUUUAGAGGAAAUUUAGAUGAAACUUUUCAGGGACAUUGUGGAAUUAUGGAAGUUUAGGGUGGUUGUUUUUUUAUUUGGUAGUUCGCGCCUUAAGGCAAUGCUUUAAAGCCACAGCUUAUACUACGUAAUAGCAAGUCACGUUCAACUGGCCCAAGGCAACUAAUUUUUAUUACAUGUUACAGAUCUUUCCGGGGUUCGGUCUCCCAGAAAGGCAUUUCAGCGACAUUUCCAGUACAGCUGAUUCUGGUUGCCAUUCAUCAAUAACG
Porites lobata is the source of this 45665-nucleotide messenger RNA. NCBI's taxonomy places the organism in Eukaryota, Metazoa, Cnidaria, Anthozoa, Scleractinia, Poritidae. The record is from the annotation of a GenBank genome assembly.